Cydia strobilella is the source of this 47380-nucleotide messenger RNA. It is a transcript of the gene Msp300, whose product is annotated as muscle-specific protein 300 kDa. Gene Ontology annotation, cellular component: cytoplasm; meiotic nuclear membrane microtubule tethering complex; nuclear outer membrane. Gene Ontology annotation, biological process: nuclear migration. The transcript is spliced from 54 exons. Gene Ontology annotation, molecular function: actin filament binding. The coding region runs from base 211 to 46869 and encodes 15552 amino acids. Lineage: Eukaryota; Metazoa; Arthropoda; Insecta; Lepidoptera; Tortricidae. The record is from RefSeq and is a predicted model, not a curated record.
CCGCCUCAGUCCAUCGCCGACUGCCGCCCCGACAUUUCCAAACGUAUCGCGGUAACCGUUAACGUAAACGGCAAAAAACUUCCGAACACCGAAGUGAAGUGAAUUGAAAAGUUUGGAUUUUCCAGUGCAGUGCCAGUGUGGUGUUUUGUUGUUAGUUACCGCGAUGCAGAUAUCGGCGUGACACCGGGUUGACAAGAUUCAAUCCGCGAGAUGUCGCAACCGCCGCCGGGACACGGACGCGCGCGGCCCCCGGGCCCUCCGUCCCCCCUCCACUACCGCCCCCCCUCACCAUGGGCCCCAAGCCCACCCCCACUUAUCUCUGGCCCUCGGCAUUCCACAGCCCUGGUGUCACCACCACCAGUACAGCCGUCACCUAAACCAUUCAGGCCAUUGCAUUCUCCUUUCCGGCCGCACUCUCCAUCUCCGAGCUCACAUUUCUCUAUCUCGCCCUAUCCCAUGUCUCCUACGUUGGGGCAGAGUCCGGAGUAUUAUUACUCGUCUCCGUACGAGCCAGUUCGGGAGUACGAUUACGCGGGAGUCCCGCUGGAGCCGCCUCCGCCCCCAAGGCCGAUGAUAUACGAGGAGGAGGAAGAAAGAGGGCCAUCCACGGCAGAGAUCAUUGCCAGCCAGUCACAGGAAGGCUACGUUGAUGAGAAGCUAGCAGAGUAUCAGCUCACAAUUCAGUUAUUACAAGAUGAACAGGAAAGAGUACAGAAGAAAACAUUCGUUAAUUGGAUCAAUUCACAUUUGUCGAAGCGCAUACCGCCACUGCGCAUCGACGAUUUGAUACAUGACCUGCGCGAUGGUACCAAACUGUUGGCGCUGCUCGAAGUGCUGUCUGGGGAGAAACUGCCAAUGGAACGCGGUCGCGUUCUACGCCGCCCGCACUUUUUGUCAAAUGCCAACACUGCGUUGAGGUUCCUUGCGGGAAAACGAAUCAAGCUUGUGAACAUCAACGCAGCGGACCUCGUGGACGGCCGACCUGCCGUCGUUCUUGGUCUAAUAUGGACCAUCAUCCUCUACUUCCAGAUCGAGGAGAACAGCCGAGCGCUGGAGUACUUGGGCGGGUCGCGGUGCGCGUCCGUCAUGUCGCAGGAGUCCGGGGCCGCCACCCCGACGCACCGCGCCGAAGACCGCUGGAAGCAGGGCGCCAAGAAAACGCUGCUGCAGUGGGUCGCCAACGCCCUGCCCAAGGAUUCCAACAUUCAUGUAUCAGACUUUGGUCCCUCUUGGCGUGAUGGUGUGGCUUUCCUUGCCAUUAUCGACGCAAUCAAAGCCAACCUGAUCAAUCUCGCUGAGAUGAAGAGGAAGACGAAUAGACAGCGCUUGGAACAUGCCUUCGACGUAGCUGAGAACGAACUGGGCAUCGCCAGGCUUCUGGAUGCAGAAGAUGUGGACGUGGAGAAGCCAGAUGAGAGAUCCAUUAUGACUUAUGUGGCACAGUUUUUGCACAAAUAUCCUGAACCCAAGACAACUGGACCGGACGCUGUAGCGGCAGUACAGGAGGAAUACGAAUCUCUUAGAAUGUGGUUGACGGAACGCGUCACCAUCAUUCAAAGGCAAUACGACACGCGAACUCUCUCGCGAAACUACGAGGACUACGUCCGCGCCGAAAACGACAGGCUCGCCCGAGAACCUGUCUACCACAAACUCGAAAAACUCAUGUACACACAAAGCUUAGUAGCCAUCGCGCCCAAGUCGUGGCGAGAACUAGUUUCCCUGUGGACAGAACUCGAAAGACUGCACAGAAGAUGGCUCUGGCUUUUGGACUCCGACUUACCCGGGGAUUUCAGAAUGGUCGGUGAAUGGCUGGCCAGAGCUGAAUAUCUUUUAUACUUUGACGAAAUACCUACAAGCCUUGAUGAAAGAACGGCAGCUAUCAUCAGCGAGAAACUAGAGGAACAUAGCUCGUUUUUCGCCAGUCUUCCUGAAGUUGUUGAUAGGUUUGAAGCGGCGUUAAGAUCCCCUGACGCUUCAAGAAUUCCCGGGGAGAGGCUACAAGAAAUGAAAGAGCGUUUAGAGACUGUGAGUCGAAGAGCCCCACAGAGAAAAGCUAGAUUAAAAUAUUUAGAACACAAAUGCUGCAUAGUAGCUUUCACAGAACUGACCAAGGCUAAACUAGCCACGUGGACCGGUAAAUACGGCCUCAUUGAUCACGUUCGUGCCUUAUUAGAUGAUUAUGAUAAUUUUGUGACAAAGAAUAAGAUUUUCCAAGAGUUUGAUAGAGCGUAUGUUGAUAUAAAAGAAGUAGCGGAAGAGUACAAGAGAGUGUGUCAAGUAGAUAGGACUGAAGCUAAAGAGAUUGAUGCGUUUUUGAGAGAAAUAUCAGAAACGUGGCGAAGGGUGGCCUCGGACGUGAGGUGCGCCCGAAGCGUACUCGAAGAAGUGAUAGCUCAUUGGGAUAGGUGGAAUACUUUGGCUGACGACUUUACAACUUGGUUGGACAAGGCACAGCAUAUGCUGCGCGUCUCUGAAGACGAAAGAUUGGAAUUCUUCCACGAUCUUACCGUGUGGAAGGAGAAGCACCAACUGCUCGGUGACGCUGCCGGAUUCCUGGCAGCGACGUCAUCUGAUGACAUCGCGUCUGAAGUCAAGCGGAAAUACAUCGAAAUCACCGAACGAUGGGAGCGAGUAUGGGAAGAAGCAGAGAGGUACGUCCGCGGCGGCGACGCCCUGCGGCACCGGCGCGAGCUGGCGGCGGGCGCGGCCGCGCUGGACGCGUGGCUGCACGCCGCCGACUCGCUGCUGGCGCGCCAACCUCGCGCCGCCACGCACGACAUCCAGGCCUACAUCGACCAGCUGCUGCAGCUCAACGGCGAGAUUGAACAGCACGAGGAACUCUUUAAGACCAUAAGCAGGACCUUCCAAAACGCAAUCGCUGAGCUACCCCGCGACGAGGUAGAAGCGAACAUGGCGAAACUAAAACAGCAGAAGGAAGCGUUAGUGCGAGUGCGCGCCACCGUGCCAGUCAAGUUGCACCAGUACCGGCAGCUACUUGUCCAGCACGAGUCACUCGAGAGUGGCCAGAGGGAGAUCGGUCAGUGGCUGGACAAAGCGGAGGAGGCGCUGGCCACGACGCACCAGACUAGACGUGAAAUCAUAGAGGAGCAGUACGAGAUCCACCGCUCCUUCUUCUCACGGACAACGUACUAUCGCUCCAUGCUCGAGAGCAAGAACAAGGUCUUUCAGAACAUCGUGAAGUCGGCUGACGUGGACCGCAGCGCUGACGUCACGGAGCAAGUGCGCCUCAUGCGGGACCUCAAUGACAGAUUUGCGCACGUGUCUUCGGAAGCAACACGCCGCGAGGCCGAUCUGCAGCGACUCGCUCGCGCUUGGGAAGAGUUUGAGAUCAAGAAGCGUUCCGUGGAGGAAUGGGCGUCCCGCGCGGAGGCCCUGUUGGCCGACAACCGAGUUGACUCCAAGCAGGCCGUGGACUUCCACAAGAGGUUCUUCCAGGGAGCCGACGAGAGGGCCGUAUCUGAACUCGUCCGCUCGGGGCGGGAGCUUAUUGAGUUGGUCAGCGAAGAAGAGCGGCCACAAGUAGUCGGCACAGUGGAGACAUUGCAGCGGCGCUGGCGAGAGCUGCUGGCGCGCGCGCCGCCGCACCUCAUGCGCCUCGAGUUCCGCCUCGACGAGGCCGUGUUCGCGCACUGCAUCAAGGACAUCGAGAAGGAGAUCGUCUACGAGGAACAGGCAUACAACCAAAGCGACGAUGCAGAUGGCAUUCUCAUCAGAAACGAGGAAUACUUCCGCAACCAAGGCAAGGUGAUGCAGGUGGAACAUUGCCUCCAGAACCUGAAAAAGAUUGCCACUAGUUACACCCAGCAGACGAAUGAUACAUCCCUUGAAGAAGCGUUGAGGAGGUGUGAACAGCAAUGGGAGAGCACCGUCCACAGAGUGGAGCACUUCCGGCAGCAGCUACAGAGGAUCCCGGCCAAGUGGGACGCCUACAGGGAGAAGUUCCGUGAGAUGGAAAGAUGGAUGGACCACGUAGACAAGACUAUGGAUAGCAUUGUCAGAGAAGUUGACUCCGCUGAAGCGUUUGAACGAGAGAAGACUAUAUUCCAGAACAUUUGCCGUGAAGCAGACAGGAAGCGUGAAGACAUGAAGUGGCUUGUUCAGACACUGGAUAUGCUGACUAACCAUUGCUCUGAGCUCGAGGCUCAGGAAGAACAAGUCAAACUUGAAAACCUCAUCGCACGAUACAAAAAUCUCAUCCCAACAAUCGAGAUCACAAUGAUUAAGACUGAGACCUACACGAGAUGUUACACUUAUCGCCGUGAGGUUCAUGAAGUGAUCUGUAUUCUUGAAAGCGCGAAAAAACAAGCCAUGAUAGAACCAGAACCACAAUCCUUGCAACACGUGGAACAGUUGGUUAUGGAACAACAAUCGGCUGUACAGAAGCUCGACCGCCAGCGACCUUCUGUCAUGUCGAUGCUGCAGCGUGGCAAGGAAUUGAUCAAGGACGCGAAUGCACCUGCUUUUGUAAGAGAAGACGUAAGAAAUCUCGAGACCGGUUGGAACGCUGCUUACGAGACAUCCAAUGACCGCCUCCAUAAACUGCGCGAUACGCAGAAGGUGUGGUCCAACUACGAGUAUCAGAAGGAAGAAUUACUGUCUGAUAUUGAUAAGAUAGAAAAUUAUGUCGCUCACCCUGGUUUGGAAUUAGGCGUUACAAACAUUGCCCGUGAGCUUCAAGAAACAAAGACAUUUAAUGCUGAUAUAGAAAGAGCCAAAUCUGAAAAGCUGCCGCAGUUGCAGCAUGCUUACGCUCAAUUGCAGUCGCUGACUGCUAACAAACCCAAGCCUGUCAUUGAGAAAGACCUCAAAGCAAUUGGAAUGAAACUGGACAGAGUGCAAGAUGAAGUUCAAACUAAAGUCGUACAUUUAGAGAAGUUCAACGAAGAAUGGGUAAAGAUAGAACAUAAAUUAGAUCAUGUUCGUGAAUGGAUAAAGAAAGAAAGCCCAGUGCUAAUUUCUCAUAUUCGAUCUGAAAACAUUACUCCUGAAGAACGAGUUUUAAAAUCACAAGCAUUGCAGAAAGUAAUUGCUGAAAAACUUGACAUUAUUAAGGAGAUCGCAGACCAAGGAACUAAACUAGCCGUAGAACACAAAGUCCAGGACGCAAACAGGCUAAAAGGGGAAGUUGCCUUGUUAGAGAAAAUGAUGGCUGAUCUUCAGCGUUCAACAGAACAUCAAACCAAAGUUGUAGAACAUGAUUUAGCAAGCUGGCAAAAGUAUCAAAAAGGAGUAGUUGAAAUUAAACCUUGGAUUGAAGAAGCUGAAGCUAAACUAGGCAGUGUACCUAAACCUUCAACGCUAGCUGAGGCGCAGCAAAUGCAACAACAGUCUAAGGCAUUGCUAACUGAUUGUGACAAACAGUUGAUGAACCUUCAGAUUCUUUCAAGCGUGAGCCAUCAAUUGUCUGGCAAAACAAGUGCUCCGGACGAAGUCGACGCUAUUCACUCAAGAUGGGCAGUAAUUCACGACCAAGCAGAUCAAUGGAACAACAAAUUAGACAAAUUAGUCACUAACUGGGAGAAUUUUGAACGUGAGGCACAGAAAUUAGAAGCAUGGAUAGAAAAUGGAGAAAAACUCAUAAGUAGCCGCAGUGUUACUAUCGAUUCUCCACAAGUUGAAAAACUAGACAGUGAAUUGAACAAACUAAAGUCGUUUGGCAAUGAAAUUUCGCAACAGCAAGCUAAAAUUAUUAGCUUGUCUCAGACUUGUGACAAUAUAUGUCAUAGCAUACAACCCGAAGGAGCUACUUUGUUAAAAAAUAAUGUAGCGAGUAUUAAACAACGCACAAAUGAUUUGGCCGAAACAGUUCGAGGUCGAGUUAAUGAGCUAUCGGAUAAAAUAAUUGUCCGUCAGGAAUUUAUGACCAAAUUGCAUACAUUUGAUAAUUGGAUUACUGAUUUUAGGAGAAAGACUGAAAGCUAUGAUCAAAUAGCUGCGGACAAAGUAGAACCUGCACUGCAAUCUAUGCAUGUCCUGCUCCAAGAACAUGCAGCAAAAGCUCCAGAAUUUACGGACAUUUACAACGAAAUCAAGAAUAUGACGCUCUCAUCACAUCCUGGUGAAUCACGUGCUUUGAGCGAAACCUACUCUAGCAUCGCAGAGCAUUACCAAAUUAUUGAAAACAAUAUUCAACAAAACAAGGGCGUAUUACAGAAAUGGUCAGACCUCUUGAACUGGUACGAAGACAAUAAGCAACAACUAGGGCAUAUUCAGUACCAAAUAGACGGUCCAAAACUCACACCUGAGAGCUACGAAAUAUUACGCCAAGAACUAGUCAACGUGAUAACUAAGAUACCUGAAUGGAAGAGCAGCGUAGCUCUAUUAGACGGACCUUCACGUGUCAAGGUUACAGACCAAAAUUCAGGUAGAAUGAUAUCACCAACGAGUCUUGUUAAGGAAAUUGAAAUGAAAGCGGAUGCUCUGCUCAACCAGGUAACGACGAGGAGAGAUCUGGUUCAAAAGGUAGGAGCUAGGUGGGACAAAUUCAAUGUACAACAUAACGCGUUAUCAGAAGUAUUACACAACGUCCAAUCUGUCUUGAAUGAAAUGGCUCAAAAACUUGUACCUCUGACUGAAGCAUCAAUUCAAGAUAUGACUGAAGAACUUGACAAGUUAGAUGCAGAACUUAGGGAUAAACAGUCGGUACGAAAAGAACUAAGAGAAGAAGGCCUACAUUUGAUGAGGGAAGAUCAACCAAAUAUGGGCACUAUUCAAAAUGCCUUGGCGGCAGCUGAUAAUAACUGGGACCAGAUUGUAAAUUCAGUGCGCGACACAAAAAACAAAUAUAUACUUCUUUCAUCUACCUUACAGGAGUUGAAAAACUUUACUGUCGCUUUUGACCGGGAAAUGACAAGAGCAGAUCAACUUUACAGUGAAAGCAAAGAUGCUCCUCAUGAUUACGUGCAAACAGCGCAUGCUUUAGACAAAGCUAAAAAAGCUUAUGAAAUUCUUAAGCGGUCCAAAGGAUUGUUGGAUCAAAUGGACCUCAUUAAGCAGUCAAUCCUUAAACAAGCUUCUACUUUAGGUGGUUUUGAUACUAGUCCUUUAGAAGAGGCUUUCUUAAACUCUCAAACUCAAUGGGAGAAAGCGAAUGACGCUAUCAUUAAGCGCAUCCAAGACUUAGAGUCUCAACUCAUUGUAUGGAGGCAAAUUGACGAUACGAAGAACCAAGUUGUUACUUGGUUAAGUGAAACUGGUCAGAAUUUAGCUAAUGCUAGUGAUAACUUAGAAAUAAGGUUCGGACACAACCAUUUGAGCAAGUACAAAGAGGAACUUCCGAUAUAUGCUGGCUUGAAAAACAGCAUUAAAGCCAAAUGUGAACAGAUAACCAAUCUCAAUAAAAACAUUCCUGUCAGCCAAGUUGCAUCAAUAGUUGAGUAUUUGGAUAAUGAGUUUGAAGCUUUACAAUCAUUAGCUGAUAACCUCGAAACUGCGGUGUCAUCCUUAGAAACUAAAGAAAAUAAAUUAAAAGAUAACAUUAAGCGAUUGUCAGACAGCGUGAGUAAAAUAAGAGAUGACAUCAUUCAAUGCGAUGAUAUGACAGGCGAUAAUGCUAAGAUUUUGGAUCGUCUUAAGAAGUGUCAGUCAUGCAAAGCUAAAUUACAAGAGUUAAGCGAUGAGAUUGAUAAUGUAGCACAAAACGUCUCAGAAAUAAACGCAAAUUAUCCUGGGUUCUACGAAUCUCUAGUUCCUAAAGAAUUAAGCGGACUACAAAAACGAUUUGAAAGCGUAGUAGUGCAUGCUAACAAAACUGAAACAACGCUUCUAACGUUUUUGCAAAAGCUCUUUACUGACAAGCUGAGUAUGUUCAAUAGAAAUCUGAAAAUCUUAGAUGAUAAAACUAGAUGGUGUAUGCCCGAUGCUGCAAGUGAUAAAUACAAUCUAGAAGUUAAAAACGCAGCACUGGCUGAUGUUGAAAACGGACUAGUUGAAUGUGUCGCGAAGGUUAAAGAAUUAAAAGAAGCCUGUGACAUAUUACACGUUGUUGCCGAACCAGCUUGCGCUCAAGAAGCCGCUCAGCAAACAGAAAAAGCGAGAAAGAAUCUAGAUGUGCUGACGUCAAACUACGAACAAAUUAAGAGCAAACUAAAAGAGAAUAUUGGAACUUGGCAAGAUUAUGAAACGUUAUUGGAAAACGUUUCAGAAUGGCUUAAAGAAAAAGAAAAUAGAGUAAGACAAGAAGCAACUAAUCUGCUUACUCUAGAUGAAAUAGACAGCAAAAUAACUGAUAUUACAGCAUUAAAUAAAGAAAUUAAAGACUAUGGUGAACAAGUCGACAAACUAACGGGUAUAGGUGAAAAUAUCAUAGCUCAAAAUACAGACUUACGUGUUUUGCAAUAUAUAAAUCAUUUAGUUACCAGGUAUCAAACUGUUUCUAAAUUUAUGGACAACCACCUUGCCAGGCUGAAAGAUUUGAUAGAAAACAAAGGUAAAUACAAUAAGUCAAUAGCUGAAUUUAAAAAUUGGCUUCAAGUUGCAAUUGCAAAGAUUAAGGACUUAUCAGCUAUGAGCAAACACGCUAAACCGACUCCGACCGAUCUAGAACAAGUAAAAAAAUUAAACGACAACAAAGAAAUUGGCCAAAAACUUUUGAAUAAUGCUAUUGAAUCUGGGGAAGCAUUAUUUAGCGGUAUAACACCUGAGGAUCGGGAAGCAGUUAGGAAUGAACUCAGAUCCUUAAGAGACUACUUUGAAGAUUCGGUCGAUUCUCUUAAUAACGUCAUUAAAGAUAUUGAGACUACAAUCAACAAACGUUCUUCAUUCGAUGAUACUUUCAACCAAGUUCAAAAAUGGAUUGGUGAUAAAGAAAAGGGGCUAGGUGAGUUCAAACUGGGAGCUACCUUACCUGAAAAGAAGUCUCAGCUACAUGCCAAUAAAAUUUUACAUCAAGAGGUAGAGUUACAUCAGUCAAUGCUGACCCAACUGACAGAAAAGAUAAAACUUAUGCCUGAUGAUGAAGCCGAAAAAAGUUUAUCUAAGACCAUUGACAGGUACCAAAACAUGGCUAAAGAGCUUCAAAAUCGAAUUAACAUCUCUGAAUCACAUGUCGCAGAACACGAAAAAUAUGUCCAAAUGUUUGAAGACACCCGUGAUCGCCUUAAUCAUAUAGUAGCUGAAAACAGCAUGCUAAACUAUGGCGUGGUUUCGCAAAAAGAUGACGUCGAUUCGAAAAUCGCUGCUAUAGAAAAGGUUACAUCCAAAGCACAACAUAUUGAAAAUGAUUUAGAUGGCUUAAAAUCUCAUUUAACUUCCCUUUUAAAGUCUACAAGUUCAAAUGGACAUCCAAUUCUCAUAAGCGAAUACGAACAGCUUAGUGCGACAUGGAAUCAGUUUUCUUCUCAAUGCAAAGCCCAAGAUGAAAAACUCAAAGAAACAUUAAAACAAUGGAAUGAAAGUCAAAAAACCUUAGACGAACUAGAAGAAUGGCUUAAAAUCAAAGAAAAUCAACUGAGAGAUCAAAGCUUAAAGAGUACUCUAGAAGCUAAGAUUGCUCAUUUACAAAAGGUUAAAGAAAUGCUGACUGAGUUAGCUUCACGAAGUGGGGAAUUUUCCGCUUUGGCAAGGUCUAGCAGCACACAAAAUGUUGCCAGCGAAACUGACAUUUCAACAAAAACAUCAAAACUGGCUACAAGAUUCCAUACUCUAAACAAUCUUGUUAGUGAAACUAUAUCUAAGUACGAGGUGUUUGUGUCUGAGCAUAAAGAAUUCGAAAAUGAUUACAAUGAUAUGGAAAGCUGGCUAAUGGGUAUGCUUGGUGAGCUACAAGAUCUUAAUGAAAUUGUUGGUGAUUAUGCUGUUCUUCAAGAAAAACAAAAUAAAGCUAAAGAGCUAUAUGAAACAAGAAAUAAGAAGACGCCAGCUUUUGAAGAAUUCUUAGGCUUAGGAGAGAAACUUUACACACAUACCAGCCCAGAUGGCAGGGAGGUCAUUCGUCAAAAGAUUCGUAAAAUCAGAACUCUGUGGGAUAGUUUUGGCGAUAGCUUCCAAGAAACUGUCAAUAAAUUAGACCAGUGCCUAUUACAAUUUUCUGAUUUCUCGCUGGCACAGGAACAACUAACAAAGUGGUUAAAAGACGUUGAGAAAGCAAUGCAGCGUCAUACAGAGUUAAAGGCAUCAUUAGAAGAGAAGAAGGCGCAAUUGCAAAAUCAUAAAAUAAUGCACCAGGAAAUCAUGUCUCAUCAACAACUUGUCGAGUCUGUUUGUGACAAAGCGCAACAAUUGGUUGACCAGACACAUGAUGCUUCACUUAAUGUCUAUUUACAGUCCAUUAAACAAUUAUUCCAAAACAUUGUUACUAAAUCUCAAAAUCUGCAAGACAAUUUAGAAGAUUGUGUCAAGCGGCAUGAGGACUUAAUCCGUUUGAUUCAGCAAUAUAAGGAAUGGUUUGGAUCUCAAUCAGAAAAGUUACUUGACAUCGAAAAUGCAGCUGGAGAAAAGCCAGAAAUUGUACGGAAAUUGCAAUCAGCAGUUGCUUUGAAGGACAUUGAGAAGGUAGGUUCGAAGAAGCUUGAUGAAAUACGAACUAUAUUUUCUUCUGUCAGCAAGAGCACGUCAGAACCGGGCAACGCAGCCAUCAAAGCUGAAAUCGAUAACUUACAUUACCAGUUACGCAAUGCGGUUGAAGGCAUCGUAUCUUCGGAACAGAAGUUGAAACAUACCUUAGAAAUUUGGAAUAAGUUUGAUUCGUCGAUUGAAUCUAUUACAGAAUGGCUUAAAAACAAAGAAUCUAAGUGUCGGGAUCAAAGUUUAUGUUCAAAUUUACAAGAAAAAGAAGCCCAGCUUCAAAGAUACGUUGAUCUUCGCAACAGUAUUAACUCUAAAGAAAAGGAGAUUGAUAUAUUUGUAGAUGACUCGCAUAGUUUGAUACAAUUAAGUGGUGUCGAACGCCUUAAACCUUUGGUCACACAAGUUAGCAGCCGUUAUCAACAACUGCACGUUAUUGCUAAAGAAAUCGUCAAUCACUGGAGUGAAUUAGUAGCAGAUCAUAAGAAGUAUGUGCAACUACAUAAUGAAUUAGACAGUUGGCUUAGACCUUUAGAGGAACAAGUUUCUCAAAUGGUAGCUAAAGAAGAUAAGCUAACUAUUGAAAGUAGGGGUAAUAAACUACAAGUUUUCUUGUUGGAAAGAGAUAAUGGAGAACAUAAAAUAAGUGUACUUACUAGUGCUGGUGACAAGGUACUGCCAGAAACUGCUGCAAAUGGUAGAGAGAACAUCCGAGUUGAAAUCAGAACACUUAGAGAACGAUGGGACAAAUUAAACGAUUCAAUUCUCCAGCAACAAAAGGAAUACGAAUCCCAAACACUUCAAUGGUCAAGUUAUCAAGAUGUUUUACAGCAGACGUUGUCUUGGCUAGAUGAGAAAGAAAAAAUCGUGGACACAGAAGAAAAAGCAGUGCUCAAUUCUGCUCAAGAAAUAAAAUCAAAGCUUCUGAAAAAUAAGACAUUACUUCAAGAAAUUUAUUCUCACAAAAGAGUAAUUGAGACAGUUACAGAAAAAGCAAAGAGUGUGGCUGUUUCUUUGCACUCCGGGAAAGGUGAAAACGAUAAAAUGGCUAGCAUCAUAAAAUCCGUGUGGGAUCGCUACAAUGCCUUGACAAGCAGACUGUCAGGAAUUAUUGAUAAACAUGAAAGCAAUUUUGAAAUAUACCAACAGUUUACGGAUCAGCAAAAAUCACUACAAGACUAUCAAAAGCAUCUGUGGGAUCGUCUGCAUCUGCUGUCAGAUUUUACUGGAAACAAAGCAGCAUUACAAAGCAAAUUAGCCAAAAUACAAGAACUACUGGACGCUAUUCCAACUGGCAACAAUAAAUUGAAAAUAUUGCAAGACUUAAUUGAAAACAAUGGUGCCAAAUUAUCGCCUAGAGGAAAAGAAGCAAUGUCCAGGGAAUUGGCAUUACUUAGGGCUGAUUUGGAAAAGUUCACAGCCACUGUCCAUGAUGUGAAGCGAGGUAUUGAAGAUAAGAUUCAGCAAUGGGUCGAGUUUGACAGUGCCAAUGAUCGCCUUCAACACUGGCUGAGCGACACGGAGAUGAGUCUCAAGACGUACUCUCCCAAAGCAACUUUAGAAGAGAAAGUGGAUCAGCUCAAUAAAUACCAGGACUUAUGUAAAGCGAUUGAUAACCAUGAAACUGAUUUGAGCGCAGUCGCUUCGUUGGGCGAAGCGUUGGACCAAGCUAUUUUAGCAAAUCUAAAGAAAACAGAAAACGAUGUUGACAAGUUAUCUGACGAGUUUAGUGAUUUAAUAGAAAACUGCAAUGAUACUAGAAUUACUAUGAACUUGCAACAAAUGACAUCACGAUUCCAAUCAGUGCAAUCAACUGCGAAAGAAUUGGUUAAGAAAUGUGAACAAGCCGUUAACGACCAUAAUGCUUAUCAAGAAAAGUAUAACCAAUGCACGGAUUGGAUAAAAACAGCACAAUAUUCAUUUGAAGAGUGUAACAAAAAUCUAUCCAACACUCCUGAAGGUAUCAAAGCUAAACGCGAAAGCCUAAACGACUUACUAAGCCAACGUCGCAAUGCUACUCUACUAGUCAAUAACACCUUUGAGUUAGGAGAGAAACUAUAUCCUUCUACUUCACCAGAGGGCAAAGAAUUGAUAGAACAGCAGAUUCAAGACAUUCAACAGGCUAUUGAUAAUUUGUAUGACAGUAUUACAAAAGCGGAACGAGACUUAGAUUCUGAGUUAAACAAGUGGUCAUCGUUUGAAGAAAAUCUGAAAACUGUGCAACAAUGGCUCAGUGCCGCUGAGAAAAAUCUACCGAAAGAAAUUGAACUCAAAUCUACGUUGGAUGAGAAAAGAAAUAAACUUAACGUAUAUAGGACAUGUCUUCAAGACGCUAUCGCACAUCAGCAAGAUAUUGCAAACUUAGAAGCAAGGGCACAGAGUCUGCCCGACGUAACUAAAGACAUUACAAAAGAAAUAGGUAUGCUUCAACAACGGCAUAACGCUAUUCUUGCCAGAGCAAAGUUUUUCGUAGAACAGUAUGAAGCUAUUGUAAACAAUCACCAGCAAUAUACCAAGGCGGUAAUGGAUUUGCAAGAAUGGGUAGAAGCCACCCACAACACCGUCCAGCUUUGGGGUGACGUCAAUCUUGAACGCGUUGCUUUGAGCAGCAAUUGCGAGAAGCUCAAAUCAUUGCAGCAUACUUUACCUGAAGAGAAAAACCGUAUAGAUAAAAUACGCAGCCUAGGUGAAAAAGUCUUACCUGGAACGAUAAGCAAUGGUCAGGCGAAUAUAAGAAAUCAAAUUGACGCUUCUCACCAAGAAUGGGAAGGUCUUGUGUCUUUCAUUUCAAAAACAAUAGAGGCCUUGGAGAAUAAGAUACAACAAUGGAAUGAAUAUGAAAACAUGAAAGACCAGUGCUUGGCCUGGAUAAGAAAUACAGAUACGCAAAUUCACGCUGUAGAUCUCAAGGCAACAUUAGGCGAGAAACAAGACCAAUUCAAGAAAUUCCAAGAGUUGCAAGGAGAGGUAAGGGCUAAAGAACUAGAAAUUGACAAUAUCACAGAAAAAGCUCAGAACCUAUACACUGGUGUGCUAGGUCCUCGAGGUUCACAAAUAUCAGACUUGUCUGUAAAAUAUCAAGCGUUAUCUCAGAAAGUGAAAGAUCUAACAAACAGAUGGCAGCAAUACGUCAAGACUCACCAAGAAUUUACCAGCAACGUUACAGAAUGUUCUCAAUGGAUUGAAGAAUUAAGAGACAAGCUGGACUUCUGUGCUGACUUGAGCUCUUGCUCUCAGGAUGAUUUGGAAACCAAGUUAGUAUUAAUUCAAAACCUUCUACUUGCCAAGGACGAAGGUUUUACUAAAGUUCAGUCCCUGGUUGAACUUGCUCAAAAUGUUAUGGCAAAUACGGCACCUUCUGGACAUGAGGCUAUCAACAACUCUCUCGUCGCUUUGCAAGAACAAUGGUCAGCUCUUUUGUCCAGAAUGAUAGAGACUAAGAAUCUACUCGACGAUUCGGUCACAAAAUGGGCUGGAUUCUUAGAACAAAUACAACUCAUAGAAAAAAGCAACACAUGGAUGGAAAACAUGCUGACAGAGUUGACACCAUACGAAUCUUCCAUGUCUGACAAAAGAGUUCAACUUGAAAAACUUAAAGAAGUUGAAGAAAAAGCAAGAUGCGAUCGUCUUGAAGUCGAUACUUUGAAAGCAAAGGCAGCCGAAAUGCUGGCUAGUGGUCAACAAAAUCAGGUAGCGUCUAAAGCUCAAGAGACACUUAACAAGUUUGACACUUUGUAUGAUAAAAUCAAGAAACUGUUAGCAGAUAGAGAAGAACACUAUAAAGAUCAUAGGUUGUAUAAGGAAGCACACGACGAGUUGAUCCAGUGGCUGAGUAGAGCAAGAGAAAAGGUUCCAUCAUUGAAAUCUAAGCCUUUAAGUGAUAAAUUAGCGAUUGAGAAUUCGGUUGCCCCUCUAGAUGCUUUAAUUAAUAAACAAGCUCAAGGGGAGCUACUGUUGGAACAUUUACAACACACAGGCGAAGUAUUGUUAGCAAGCACUUCUCCUGAAGGACAAACUGUAAUCAAAAAUGAAAUGAAAGCUUUGAAAGAAAGCUUCGAUGACUUAUUCAAUGAAAUUAAACGACAAAAGAGUCAACUGGAAGAUACUGUGAAUCAGUGGCGUGAAUACAAGGACGAAUAUGAGAGAUUGUCUGAUUGGUUGCAGCAGAAGGAAAUCCACAUCAAGAACCACAAACUUGCUCUGCUAGGCACAGCCAAAGAAAAGGGCGCCCAAGUGAAUGAAGUGAAAGCGAUUGUGGAUCAGCUGAACAAAGGAAAAGCUGACAUCGAUAAAUUUAAUGCUUCUGCUACAGGCUUACUAUCAUCGCAUUUAGAUACUUAUGUUAAUAAUCAAUUGAGACAUCUUAACUCCAGAUACCAAGUAUUAGUGAACAUGGCAAAUGAUGUACUCAAGAAAGUUGAAACUAACUAUGAACAACAUCAAAACUAUGACGAUAAUUAUGUCAAGACCAAAACAUGGAUUGACGAUGCUUGGGAAAUCACACGAAGCGGAAGUGACACUGGUAGCAACAGCAGUAAAGACGCUCUGCAGAAACGCUUAGAACAAAUAGAAGACCUGUUAAAACGAAGAGAAGAAGGCCAGAAUUUAGUACAUGCAACUGUAAACAGCGGAGAAAAGGUGUUACGUAACACAAGAUCCGAUGGUAAAGACAAGAUCAAUACACAAUUAAAAGAACUUCAAAAUGAGUGGGACCGUCUUGUUAAGAAAAUGACUACAGCUAAAGUUCACCUCGAGACUGCAAUGCUCCAGUGGGCUGACUACAGUUCCAGCUAUUCUCAACUGCAGCAAUGGAUUUCCGACAGGGAAGCUAAAUUACAAGAAGUGUGUGAACAAAAAGUCGCCAAGUCCAAGAAAGGUCAAGACCGUCUUGCAGGUCUUACGGCUGGGCUUAGUAUCGGCGAAAGAAAAGCCACGCUUCGUCAAACAAACAAUAUUGUUCAAGAUAUCGUUUCGUUUGAGCCCAUGAUUCAGUCCGUAACUUCUAAGGCUUCGGAACUUAUGCAACAGGCUCCGGCCUCUGAGAUAACCAGCAAGUAUGAAACGCUUACCAAACAAGCUAAAGACUUAUAUGAAAAACAGAAAGAGACUGUCGAACAACAUCAAGCUUUUAUCGAUGCUGGUACAGACUUUGUCCAAUGGAUUAGAGCUGCCAAGGAAAGGUUAGGAAAGUGUUCUGAUGCUACCGGAGAUAAGGAAUCAUUAAGCAGCAAGAUAUCGCAACUCAAAGUAUUGGAAAGCGAGCUGCCUGAAGGCCAGGCCAAACUGCAGAAAGCUCUAGAGCAGGGUGAGAUAUCUUGUGGGCUAGCUGAUGAUGAAGACAGAGAGGAAAUAGAAGAAGAAGUGGCGCUAAUGCAGGAAGAAUACGAUACAUAUGUUGAACAGCUAAAUAAUACCAAAGCAUUAAUAGAAGGAGGUAUCGUGAAAUGGACAGAAUACGAAGAGCAGUACAAGGAAGCCUUAGACUGGUUAUCAAAGACUGAGAAAUUAGUACAAUCGUUCAAUAAACUGCAGAACAGCCUGGAACAGAAGAAAGUUGUUCUUGAAGAGUUCCAGGGGCACCUUCAAACACUAUUCGACUGGCAAAUUGAGUUGGAUAAGCUGAACGUGCGCGCUCAAACCUUGUUGGAGACGUGUUCAGACACUAGGGUCUCCAAUGGCAUCACCCAGCUUACCACCAAGUACAACGCCUUACUAUCACUUGCAAAGGAAGUGAUGAAGCGACUUGAAGUACAUUACCAGGAACAUCAACAACAUAAUGCGCUUUAUGGUGAAUGUCAAGAUUGGCUAGACAGAACCAGAGAAAAACUCAACCAAUGCGCUGAAAUACCGCACACGUUGAGUGAGGUUAACAGCAAACUUAACACUGUAAAACUUUUACGCCAGUCUCUGGAACAGGGUCAAAACAAGUUGAGGUACCUUCUUGAGUUAAAGGAGAAAGUCAUGAUGAACACUGAACAGGCUGGUGCGGCCAAGAUUCAAGAAGAUACUGACAAUUUGAAACAAGAAUUUGAUAAGCUUAUCAAUGAUCUUCAAGAUGUGAGGAACAAGUUGACAAGCAGAGCAGCCCAGUUUGAUGAUAUAUCCAAGAUUCACAAGUUGCUAGUAGAAUGGCUAGACGGUAUUGACCAAAAAAUACAAUCAGAUGAUUCACUUCUCAAUGAUUUGUCAGAAAAGAAAGCAAAACUAGAAAAAUUCAAGACAUUCAACCGAGACAUAGAGUCUCAUAGCGAUUUGGUGAUGAGGUUAAAAGAAAAGCUGCAAGAGGAUGCGUCACUGAAAUCCAAAGAAAUCGACGAUACUUUAAAGCGUUACAAAGACAUAAAGAAGACAGUUAACGAUAUGAUUUCUAAAUUAGACGACUAUGUCAACUCCCACAUUCAAUACAAAGAAUCAUACGACAACUUCUACGAUUGGAUACGUAACUGCAAAAUUGAAAUUCAACAAUGCUCUGACUCCCACGGAGAAAAGGAAGAAGUACAGGAGAAACUACAAAACGUUAACAGAAUCAUUGGAUUCUUACCUAAAGGGGAAGCCCUUCUCAAGAAAGCAGUCGAACUUAGUGAUGCUGUACUGAAAACUACUGGAAACGAGGGCAAAGAUAACAUCGAUCAGGAAAUUAAACAAUUAAAGAUCGAAUGGGAGAACUUGCAGCAGAUUUGCAAAGACACUAAGAAGUUACUGGAAAAGUGUCUGUCUGCGUGGUCAGAUUACUUGGAGACUUCCGAUAAGAUGAGCAAGUGGGUGACAGAGUUCGAUGAUAAACUUAAAUCAGUUCAAAAGAUUGACAAGAUCACUCCUGAACAUCUUGAUAAGUGCCGAGAACUUCUGGCAGAAGCUUUAGGACAUAAACAUGUUUUGGAAGAACUUAACGAUAGGUGCGAAAAUCUCAUGGAGCUCAGCGCAUGCGCUUGGGUUCGUGACAAGACCGUAAACCUGCAGACUGACUACACAACUCUGUUGACCAAAAUACAAAGUCUAGUUUCAAAUGGCGAGAAGAACUUGUCAGACCAUACGGAAUUCAUUAAGGCUAAAGACGAAUUGCAGCAGUGGUUGGAAACUGCACAUGGAACCGUACAUGAUUCUAUUGGUGUUGGUGACAUCGAUACCACUAAAGAUAAAUUGGAAACUGUCAAACUUGUAAAUAACCGUAUGACUGAAGGACACCACCUUCUAGUCGUGUUACAAGAAGCAUUCAAGAAAGCGCUGAACAACACCCCACCUGAAGAACAAGACGGUCUCCGCAAUGAUGUCAAAGUCCUGCAAGAGAGCUGGGAUCAGUUGAAGAUAGAUUUGAACUCUAUCACGGCUCAGCUUAAGGCUGCUAUUGGCAAAUGGGAGGACUUCGAGGAAUCCAAUAAAAGAAUGAAUCAAUGGAUUAAUGAAACUCAACAAAACUUAGAUAAAGUUCCGCCUACAGGUGGCGAGCUUGGUGAAAUGAAGACUUUACUAGAAAAAUAUAAGCAUAUCGAGGAUGAAAUCAAUAACAAGAAGCCCGAACUUGAAAGACUAAAAAGUGAAGCUGCAGAACUAAGCAGCUGGGCUAAGAAACCUGCAGCUAAAGAAUCUGUCACCGAGCUGGAGAAAAAGUGCAACGCUUUAAAAGCCGCUUGCGCAGCACGCAAGGCAGAAUUGGAAUCUGAAAUUAAGGACUAUAAUCAGUAUCACCAAUCACUGCAAGACACUGAAAAAUGGUUGCUGCAGAUUUCAUUCCAGCUAAUGGCACAUAACUCCUUAUACAUCGCAAAUCGGGAGCAAACGGAGGAACAGUUAGCCCAGCAUGCUGUACUGUUAGACGACAUCCAAAAGUAUCGCACGACGCUUGACGAUUUAGAAGGCAAAGGACGAGCUCAAAUCGAGCGUUAUGAAGCUAGCACUCCUAAUAUUCGUGAUACUGUUGGGAAACAGUUGAAAAACGUGAAUGACAGUCAUAAAUCACUGCUGGCGACCGCUUUGCAGAUCGAGCGUCGUCUUAGAGAAGGUCUCGCCAAAUUCAAGGAAUAUGAAGACACUUUGGAAAGUAUUCUAAAUAAUUUGGACGAGUGUGAACCAGCUAUUACAGAAUUGGAUGUUCCUGUCGAUGGACUGUCCCAUGGCCGCGAUUUACUGGAUAAAGCUAGGGCUCUGCACAACAGCCUCCAGACGGAGAAGAGCCGGCUGUCGGCGGCCGUGGCCGCUUGCUCGGCGGCGGCGGCGUCCGUGUCGCGGCCCUCGUCGCCCGCCGACUCGGCGCCGCUGCCCAUCCCGCCGCGCGAGCUGCACGUGCGCGCAAGGCUCGAAGACCUAAUCGACCAGACUCACGUGGCCGAUCUAUCCGCGCCGAAUCGUAUCGAUGAAUUACUAAAGAAUGUAGAAGAGCCGGAGUUCGCCGAAAAGCUUGUGGCUUUCGAACAAAAGGUACAAAGCCACCUGGAGACGUUGAGCGAUGCCGUCCAAGGCAUGGAGGAAGCCAUGAAGCAGGUGCUCGAGAUCCAAGAUUGGAUCAAUGUGCACAAGGCGCUGGCCCGCGAUUGGCUGGCCAACCCGUCCAAACUCCGCCCCGAGGCUGCCAAGCAGGAUAUGGCGGCGAUGAACGAUGCGCUGGCGUCGUUGAGCGAGAAGAGAAACAGGCUGCUUACUGAAAUACAAACUGAAGGUUUGGAAGAUGAAAUUAAUCUAGAAGAAGAACUAGAUGAACUAGAAGAUGCGAUUCUUAAAGCCAUUGCAAGGGAAAAGGACAAUCAAGGCAUUAUCGACGAUUACCGCAACAAAUGCCAGGAAAUCCACGACUGGUUCGACGCGGUGCUUAAGAAAAUGUGCUUAGCAGACAAAGGUUCCGGCCUCCCCUGUCUUCAGAAGUUAAGCGCUUUGAAGGAACUUGCAGCUGAGUUUGAAAAGUCAGGGAAGGAAAAGGUUGAUGGUAUCAAAGCGGUCGGUUCACAAGUUAUCAACAUUGUUAGUAAUCUGGAAAGCCAACAAGUUGAGGAGCAGAUGAAGUCUGUUGAAAGAAGAUACAAUGACAUCGCUAAACGCAUCCAACGUAAGCUCCAAAUGCUCGAAAUUACCUAUAAGGCUAUCGACGGCACUAAGACUGAAGUAAACGCUCAAAAUGAUUGGAUGCAAAAGGAGAUUGACAAUAUGUUACAUCCAGAACCAUUGGGAUCUGAAAGUAAAUCUGUCAAAGAGAGACAAAAGAACGUUGCCAAUUUAUUGAAAGAGGCCGAUGGUAAAAAGACGAUAAUCGAUUCUUUAGAAAAGAAGGUCAGCAACAUUCAGUCCGAUCUGGAACCUUCCGAACAGACACAACUAGAAUCAGAAUUGGCUGAAUUAUCUUCCAAGCAGAAACAUCUAGCAACACUUAUUAAACAAGAAAUAGAAAGGCUAGGUCCAUGCCACGAAGAUAGAAGAAAACUUGAAAACGAUAUAGAAAAAGCUAAAAAUUGGCUUAAAGCUAAACUUGCAGAGAUAAAGAAACUUGGUGGUCCAGUACCACUUGAAACAGCUAAGGUAGAAAAAGAGAUUGCUGUUCAUAAAAAACAUCAAGGUGAGUUGUCUGAUUUCAACAAUGACACACUGAGUGAAGUCAUGCGUCAGGGAAAUGCCGUAUCCAAAGACUGUUCUCCCGAAGAUCGUGCUAAAUUACAAUCAAUUUUAGAUGACUUAAAUAAAUCAUACACAUCUGCUAAGGUAGACAUUGACGAUAAAUUAGCAGCAUUAAACAAACUCAUGCAUGGUAGAAACGACUUUGAAUCUGAAUUGGGUAAAUGUCAAAGCUGGCUGAAUGAGGCAGAAGUAGCAGCAACUCCUGAACUUAGAACUUCAAGCUUACAACUAUUAGAAGAGCAAUUAGCCAAGUUCGAGAAACUCAGUAAAGAAGCAGAAGAUGUUGAAAAGAAUAUUGGAAAGGUCAAGGAUAAAUCUAAGGAUAUUUUGGACACUCUAUCAGACUCAAAUAAAUUACAGUUAAAAGAACAAGUAAACGUGUUGUCAGAUAGAUUUACCAGAAUUAAUGCUAUAAUUAAUGACAAAAAGAAUAUUCUACACAAACAUAUCAAAGAUUACAAAGAUAUUGCUGCUAAGAUUGCUGCAGCUCUGGAAUUCUUGGCUGAAAUACAGAACAAACUUAAAGCUUUAAACAAACCAAUUGGAAGCAAAAUUGAAGAUGUGCAACCAAUUAUCCAGGCUUAUGAGUCAAUCUUAGGUGAUCUCAAAAAGAAUAAGGCAAUGUUGAAUGAGUUACAAGGUGGUAAUCUACACGACCUACAGGACAUUUUAACUCAACAAAAUGAUUUGAUGGGCACUAUUGAAGAUCAAAUAUCAAAACUAAAAGUACUUUUACUGUUACGAGAACAAUUCUUUGCCCUUAUCAAAGAAAUUAAUGAGUUUGUUGCCAAGUACACUGAUCUCACGUCCGAAAUCGAAAGAUCGAAUGAUUCGUUGGAAGACAAGAUCAAACGAUAUGACGAUAUCAUUGUAAAGAUUCAAGGAUGUGAAGCUUUGUUAGCAACAGCAACUGAUAAAGGCCAACAAAUUGCUGCUGAGGGCACUGUUAUUGAUAGAAAUAAUAUUACAGAACUCUUGCAGUCUCUCAAACAACAGUUGCUAACUUUGAGAAGGAAUGUAGAAUCGAAGCGGCAAGAACACGAAAGAGCAGCUGCCGAGCACAAGAAACUGGCAUCUGAUCUGUCUGAUAUUUUAGAGUGGCUUCAUGACAACGAAGCCGCUGUGCAUUCACGACCUCUACUUAACAGAGACGUGGCCAGCGUAGACAAAAAACUUGCAGAACACGUCAAUCUAGCAAAGAAUAUCCAAACUUACCUGGACAAGCUCACUAAAAUUACUGACAUCACCAAAACCGACGACGGCAUCCCUGGUUCAUUAUUAGAAAUGGUAUCAGAAGCAAACUCUUUGAAAACAUCGUUACCUGCUGAGUUGGCCAACCGUGAGAAAUAUCUUCAAGAUAACAAGAAAUAUAGGCAACAAUAUUUACAAUUGGUCGAGAAACUAAACAUCUGGAUAAACGAAGCAGCUAUUCGUCUAGAUAUGGGCAAAAACGGUACUGAUUUCGAGAAUAUUGAAUCAGAUUUAGAAGAACACAAGUCAUUCUUUAACGCUUCGGAGCCGGAAAUGAAAGACUUAAUAGGAAAACGUAUGCAAGACAUUGUCGACAAAAUCUGGCCGUCGUUGGCGGCGGGGGAACAAGAAGAGCUAUCUAAAGAACACCAAAAACACAAUCAACUAUUGAAGAAUACUCUGAACUCCGCUAAGAGUCGACAGGCUCAGUUAGAGCAGGAUUUGGAGAUUUGGAAAGACUUCUGUCAGUUAGUGGAUAAAAUCAAGGCAAUGUUGGAUAAGAACGAUAUUAAGGACGAAGCGGUGACAACGGUGGACGCACUGAGACUGCAUCUUGAAAAGCUGAAUCACGCCAGAAAUGAUCUUGAAAACCAGCAGCCGCUCUUGGACGUGGUCCGGGAGCGGGCGCGCGAGCUCUGCUCAGGCGCGGACGCCGCCAGUGGCGAGCGCGUCGAACAGCGCACGCGCGAACUAGCCGACCGGUGGAACGUCUCCUGUGAAGGUCUCGCUAAGCGUGCUGCGACAACUGAGAACCAGCUCCAACGCUGGAGUCAGCUUUUGGAAGUGCAGCGAAGCUUGGCAGCGGGCGUCACCGCUGCGUCCGACCGGCUGCGCCAGCUCGACUUCAGCCCCAGCACGAGGCGAAAGGCUGUGGACACGAGACAUGCGUUACAGGAGCUACGAAGCGAAGUGGCCGGCCUCGAGGACACGAGGGACGAGCUAUUGGAACACGCGGACUUUGUCGUGGCGCUGCUGAAGCCACAUUCGAAAGAGGCAGCCGAGGAGACCGACAGAUCGGUCAAGGAGCUCGUUGAUACUUAUGAGAAAUUGCGACAGACUCUAGCGGCUAAGCUCGCCGAAAUCGACGAAGUAGUGUCCGAGUUCGACCGCGUGUCCGAGAAGAUAGACGCCUUCCGACAGCGAAUAGAAGUGUGCGUCGCGAAGGUCAAGACUUUCUACGCGUUCGGAGAAGACGACGAUAGCGGCCUCCGCUCUCUGACCAAGGAAGUCUCCGAUCUCGCGGAGGCCACGAAGAAGUUUACGGACGAGAGCAGAAAGUGCUACGGCGGCUCCGCUCCUGCGGACGUAUCGCAGGAGCUGUCUUCUCUCGAGCUGUCUGCGGAAGCGCUGACUGCGGCCAUGGAGGAGAAGGAGCGGGAAUGGAAGCGCGCGCGCACGGCGCGCUCCGAGUACACGGCUGACGUCGAGGACGUCCAGGCCUGGGUCCGCGCCGCGGAGCUCACGGCUCGCGACCGCGCGCUGCCGCCCGAGCCCUACCGCGAGCGCCUGGUGGCCACUCGCGCUGAAGUGCCAAGCGUCACAGACCGUAUGGAGCGGCUGACGCGCAAUGCGCGCGCCAUCGUAGAGGGUUCUCGCGACGCCGCCGAGCGGCAGCUGGUGUCGUCGACAGUGAGCGCGCUGGCCGAGCAGCUGGCGGCGGUCACCAGCGAGCUAGAGGCGCGACAGGCGGCGGUCGAGGACGCUUGCGACGCGGUGGCCCGCGUCCUGGCGCUACUCGAGCGCGUCCUGCUCUGGGUCGAGACGCAGCGCGCCUUCCUCGCGCGCCCGCUGCCCCUCGCUGACCUCGCUGAGGCUCAACAAAAACAAACUGAAUAUGGAAAUUCACUCAAGAGUUGUAAGCAGCAAACAAAGAAUUUAGCAGAUAUGACUAAGGAAAUAGAAGCCAUUGAACGCGUCACGAGUUCAGGGGAUUUGCCCGGUAGACUUGAGGCAGCGGAAAAUGCAACUAUAGACGUUGAAAAGCGAUUAGCAAAGACCAAUGGUUUAUUACAAGAACUUGCAGAAGAAUGGGAGAGAUGCGAAAAGAAGCUUAAAGAUGUCGGCCACUGGUUGGAAGCUACGACGCGAGCGCUCGAAGCGCCACAGAAUGCUAAGAAACCCCUGAGGGACCGGCUGGCACUCAGAGAGAAACUUAUAAACGACAUCUCCACACAGAAAACGAAGAUUUCGUACGCCGUUGAGAAACUCAACGUACACUUCGGGCCGGACGGCGUGGCGGCGCAGUCGGCGGGCCCGGAGGGCGUGACGGAAGCGGCGCGCGCGCUCAACAGCUCCCUGGACGCGCUGGGCGCCAGCACCAGCUCGCAGGCGGCGGCGCUGUCCGCGGCGUUGCAGCAGGUGGAGGCGUACUGUGCCGACGUGGCGCGGCUGCGCGCGCAACUGCUUGAUGCCGAGCAGCAGCUGCGGCACGCGGCACAGCCUAACUACAGCCCACGCGACCCCGAGCGCGCGCAGAGACAACAACAGGAGGUCACCCGGCGUAUCGAUGAGCUGACUCAGGCUAUCUACGGCCUGGACCCGUACUUCGUGAUGUCCGCGACGGCCCCGGACGAGGCGGCGCGCACGCUGGCCGCGCUCGUGGCCACCGCCGACAGCGCCCGCGCGCGGCGCGCACGCUCGCCCGACCGCCGCGCCCGCCCGCUGGCCGUGCCCGAGCCGCGUCGCGGCCGCAGCCCUGCCUGGGUGCUCGGAGGGACCACCUACGCUGAGAUAGUCCGCGGACAGGGCUCCAGAUCCAGCUCCAUCUGUUCCCAGAGAUACCCGAGCACCCAGAGGCACUAUGAGAUCCUUAAUGUCGAAGAACCCCGCAUCGGUUCCUCCGCAUCUCACGGCGAAUACAGUGAAAUAAGUGCACGGUGUGAAUGUACAGAUAGUGCUCGGUCCAGUGAGACCCGCGUGUAUGAAUGUGAAAGUGAACCUAUUAGGGUAGAAAUUUGUCGGGACGAAUUUGUAUCAUAUACUGAAGAGGACUUUCAUGUUAACAAAACUAUGGACUAUAAGGUUCAGGAACCCGUGCAUGUGUCACAGGUUGUGGAAACCGUGGAGGAACUCCCGGUACCAUCUUUAGAAAUAAUUCGACCUGACUAUCAGGAAAAGGAGCGCAAUCCUGACAAUCGAAGUCGAUCUCAGGAGUUAUCUUAUGCGGAAAUUCUAGCUCUAGGAUUACGUAGACAGCCUAAAACACAAACAAUUGUAUCUCUUCCGAAACCACAGGUCGCGCAAGUUGGUAUAACAACGGAAGUUACAAAAGAUGUGGAAACUCGGAUAAUCCAAAAAGAUCGUACUGAUAAUUUGAAGCUGAAACCAGAGAAGCCAGAGCGAUUGCAACGUAGCCGCUCCAGGGACAUGCCGAGACAAAGGCGAGCUCCCGAAAAAAGGCAGACUAAGGCUCACGACACUCAAGUGCAGAAAAAGAAAAAAGCUAGUAAAAAAGUAAUAGAAGUUGAUGACUUUGAUGACGCUAAUAACGACGACAUGCCAACCUCCGUUGAAAUUAAAGUAGAAAAACCAGAGACUUUUAGAAAAGAAGUUACUAAAAAAGUGCAACAUAGCGCCACUGUUGUCGAAACUGUUACUGAAAUGGUUUCAACAGAAGUUUUGCAAGAAGAACCUAUUGAUAUUGAGCAUAAGAAAGCAAAACAGAAAAAGACAAAGAAAUACAAAACUGAUGAGGAUGAAAUUGAAAAAGCGCUUAAGGAGAUCGAAAGUCUUGAUAAACACAAGAAAAAGAAAAUAAAGGAUAUUCAUGAAAAGACCGAACCUGAAUUUUCAUUUGAAAAUCAAGUUAACAAGGACAAGACUCUUGAAAUCCAAAUUUUACCACAAGAGGGAGUGACAGAAAAAUUCAAGUCUAAGAAAAAUAAGAACAGAGUUAUGGUCACAGAUUUUAUAACUAUUGAAUCAGAGAUUAAAGAACCAGAAACGAAAGAACCAGUAAUGCAACAUCAAAAGAUAACUGAAACACUAGAAAAUAAUAAAGUAGUAACUGACGUAUCAGACGAUACUAACCAGCAAGUCAAGAAUGAACCAGAUAACAAAAAGUCUAAAAGUAAAAAGAAGAAACCUGAAGAAGAAAAACACAAUAAACGAUCACAGAUUGUUGACAAUGCUUUGAAUGUUUCACAUUUGGAAGAUAUAAAAAAUAUAACUGAAACUGUACCGAAGGAUGAUAGAUUUGGUACUAGUAAUUUUAAUGAAAGUGAUGCUAAAUACGAUAAGCAGACUAAAAAGUUGCACGGUGCAGAAACAUCAUCAUUUGAAAUAUCUAGUAACUUGGAAAUAACAUUAUUAACAAGUGAAACAUCGCCAACUCGUGAGUUUGUAGACAGUUCAGAAAUAAAAGAUAAAUUUAUAGAGCAAUCUUCUUUUAACAAAACGUUACGCGAACAAGAAGAUAUGUCUGAACAAGGUACUAAAACAAAGGUUACUGAAGUGGAAAUUCCCAGAGAGAAAUCUAAGAAAAAGAAAGACAAAAAAGGUAGUACUAAAACUCGAAAUCAAGCUCUAAACUUGACAGAAACGAAAACUAAAACUGAUUUAGAAACACAUAUUGAAACAACCAUCCAAGAUAACACCCGAGAAGUGUCAAAUAUCCCUACACAAAUAGAUGAUCAUAUAUCUCAAAAUAAGACAGUUAAGAGUGAAUCUUCUGAAAUAGUAGACGUGUUUCUUGAAAUAGGACAAGUUAAGAAGGAAAAGGGACAAACAGGACUCGAUAAUAAAAUAUUCAGUCUAAACCGGGAGAGUCCAGAAACAGUUAUCAAUGAGGCUACUCUACUUCAGCAAGAAGAGACAGAAUUAAAUCCUACGUCAAAUAAAUCUGCCAAGGAUAAAUCCAAGUCUAAGAAGACAAAACAUUUAGCUAAUUACCCAGAAAAAGUUUCUGAAACAAAAAAAAAUGAAGAAACUGACAACACUAUGGAGAAACAAACAACAGCAGGUAAAAAUAUUGCCAGCUCAAGCGCUAAAGGCAAGUCAAAAAGUAAAAGAUCUAAACAAGUGGAAAACCCGGCUGAGACCCAAGUUUUGAUAGAAAAGGAAGAUAAGCCCAUUGAACAAACUGAUGAAGAGCAGUUCGAAGUAGUGAAGAGCCAUAAAAAGAAACCUAAAUCUAAAAAGCCGAAAGUAGUAGACGAUGAAAUAGAACGAGCCUUAAAAGAGAUCGAAGAGUCACAGGCAUCAAAGAAAAAAGAAAAGUAUGCGGAAAAAAUACCUAAGCAAAAUCAACGUUCUGAAUAUUUGUCAGAAUCUCGCAAGACUGAAUACAAUGUAGAUAUUAUACAUGAAGUAUCAGAAGUAAAAGAAAACCUUAUAACAAUGGACUGGAAUACACUGAUGGCUGAGGAAGAAUCAGUUCCUCUAGAAAUGAUUAAACAACCAGAAAUACUAGAAACAACUCAACAGGUAGCCACUGAAGUGACUAUACUUGAAUCUAACGCCAUAUUGAAGGAAGAUUUUAAAAAUAUUUCUAGAGAUAAUAUACAUGAUGUUAGUGUUUGUACUUCUAACGAAACGAAGUUAACCAAAGAUUCGGUUGUUUCUAAAGUUGACAUUAAAAAUAAGGGACAAGAAACAGCAUCAAGUCCUGCCAGCGAACAAAAUAAUAACGAUAAAAGUUUUAAUACAGAAUCCCUUAAAGAUACUGUAUUAGUUGAAGAAACUACUAUCGAACCACUAAUUGAAGAUGUAAAGACUAGAACGAUAUACCUUAUAACUCACGAAGAAAAGAAACUACCUCCCAUCAGGACAGUCAAAGUGUUCAGCAGUAAAAACCAUUCUUUGGAAGAAUCGGAAAAUAUUGAAGAAUCAACUGCAAGUGCAAUCACUGAUGCAAGGUCUUCCACUAAUCAAGAGCAUUAUGAUAAAAUCACUAAAGAGGAGAGAGCCGACAAAGAACGACUAGGGCAAGGUGUCCGUGAUUUAAAAAUAACACAUGAUAGAUCAGAUGUUGUCGUCAGUGAUGUAAUAAGCAGUUAUACACAGGCCACAGCGGAAAAUAUUGACACACACACUGUUUCUAAAAAGAUUGACACAUCUUCCGUAAAGACAUUUGAAGAAACUGACUCUUCUGAUGUCGAUAAUAGUAACAGCAGUGUAGAUAUUUUGAAAGAUGACUUCCAAAAACCCCAUCUAGAAGAAGCUGAUAAAUUGAUACCUUCCGGUCAUGUACCAGAAACUUCAGCCAAUACAAUUUCAAAAACGGAGGUCAUAACUGUUUCUGAAUUUCAAACUAACGUCAAAGGCGAAGAAACCAAUAUGACCGACUUCAAAGAGUUAUAUAAAGCUGAAACUAUAGAAACGGGACACGAUAUAACCGUUUCUGAAGUAGCAGCAGAUUAUCAAAAUACAAAUGAGGUCGAAGAAGCCAUAUUUGGUUCGGUGAAACACCGCAAUAAAAAUGUUAAAAAGGAAUCUCAAAACUCUUCAAUUCCUUAUGACGCGCUUGAAGAGAUCAAAACCUAUUCAUUAGAGUUAGAUUUUGAUCAGAUAGAUUAUAAUUAUUAUCAGUAUGUACUUAAAGAACGUGAAGAAAAAUUGGCUGAAGUUAAUUUAUUGACUGCACCAGAAGUGGUCAAGAACAUAGUACCGAAAGAAUCACGUAAAUCGGCUGAAACUACUGACAUUUGUACAGAAGUUCUGAAGCAGCUCAGAGAAAAAAGUCCUAAGUAUAGUUAUCAUGAGAUUAAUGCUGCCGAAGCCUUACUUGCUGCCCUUCCAAUUGGAACAACUCUGCAAACUAUACCAACUAAAGAAAACAAGACCUUUAUUGAACCAGAUAAUGAAACAUUAUUAAAUUUACAAACGGUUGCUGAACCUACUGUUACAACUGGUAACAACGAAGUUACAAGUAUUGAAAACUUAGGUAUUCAAGAACCGCAUCCGCAUGUGGAUGCUCAUAAGUACCUUAGUCACGAAGUGCGUCCGCAAAGUUAUCACGAACGUGUGGAUGCUGAAAGUAUAUAUGCUAUGACGAAAGAAUGUCGUCAAUCUCCUGCUAAGCAGGUAACCUUCAAAGAAUUGCCUAAGCAUACCCCUGAUGUUGAGAUAUUCGAAACAUUGACGUUGUCUGAAGCCCAAUAUACAAACGUAUCAAUUAAAGAAGAUGCCAAAGAACUGACUUUAAUGAAUAUUGUCUGUGAACAAACACGGCACAACUACCAUGAAAUUAAAGACGCUGAAUAUUUAUUAGCUAUCGCAAAGACUGUUGAAAAUGGUCAACAAGUUGCGUCUACUAAUAAUGUGGAAUCCAUCAAAAUACAAGAGACAACAGUUUCAACAAGUGAUGAAGAACUCACCGCAACAUCUUCAGAAGCAGACAAAUAUAUUGAUGCUGCAAUUUCCGAAACAAGUUUAGAGCAUGUUCAAUCUGUGCCUGUGGCCAAUGGAUUGAAAGAAUUAACCACUAUGACCAACAGUCAAAUAAAUAUAAAUAAAUUACGUUUCCAUGAAUUGCCUAGAUUUAAUUAUCAAGACAUUUAUGACGCAGAAAAAUUAUAUGCAAUUGUAACGACAAGCCGUUGUCAUGAAGAAAUCACUGGAUCAGACAUAAUACAAUCGCAGGAACGUAUUCACGUUAACACACAGACGUCGGACGAGAUAAUACCAAAUACGGAUAAAAGUUCUAUAGUAUUAAAAGAAAAAGAUUGUGUAAUAAUACCAGAAAAAGAAAUGAGAGCCGAUCAAAAACUAAAUGAAGUUACCAAUUUGAUUGACGACGCGAUUGAAAAUUCUGCCAAGGAUACAGAACCUAGACCUGCGGGCAGCUUGGGUUUGGUUUUAGAAUCAUUGCGAUAUAGUUAUCAUGAAAUUAAAGAUGCAGAACAGAAACUGGCUGUUCUUAUCACUGAAAAAGAAAACAAAACCUUAGCGGAAAUCAUGGAAGAUGAUAGUAGUAUGCAAGCAGUCGAAACUCAAGCUGAAAAAAUACAUAAGCAAGAUCUUUUUGGAGCCGAGUCAAAGGCUGUAGAACCUCAAAGCUCUACCUCUACCAUUUCAGAUCCUACUGAGUCUUGUAUUCCGAAUAAAGAUGCACCAUUUGAUAAAAAUUAUGAAGAAAAGCAAUCCGACUAUAUAAUACCUGAGGAAGAACUAAAGCAUACCUUAGUUUCUAUGAUAUUUAAAGAUAAAACAUUUGAUGAAAAUUCUUCAAAAUCUACAGAAGCGAUGAAAGUUGUUGUCAUUGAACCAAAUUUAUCCUCUGAUAAAGGUGUUUCUCAAACGAUUGUCGAACGUGAUAAUAGUGCUACCAGAUCAAGCGCCGUAGCUGAAAAAAGCGAUUCUUGCAUUGCAGAUGAGGAAAUAGAUGAUGAAUUAGAUUUCGUCAUAGUAAGCACAAACGAUGUGAUUCAAGAAAAACAUUUAGAUUCAACAAUUAACAUUAUUCAUACCAUUAAUGAACAAGUGUGUACCAGUAUUUCUCAAGUCGGUACUAUUGUAACAUCCGACCUGAGUGAGAAACCUGCUGAAAACCCAUCGUUAGAACAUGUACCUACGAUAAUCGAAGAAGGCAAUCUGGAAGUAGUAAAUACACCACCAUGCACGUUUAACGAUUCUCGUGAGUUUAUUCAACGUGAAAUAGGAUCAGCCUUGGAUGUUGCAUCUAAAACAUUUACUAAAGCUGAUACGCAAUCUGUUACUAUGGACCAAAGUGUUCCGAAAUCUAAAGAUUCAUACGUUUUUAUUCAAUUAGAACAAAAUAUUAUAUCACAUAAGGAUACUGACAUUGAAUCCGUUAUUCCGGAACUAAGAAAUUUCGUUAAUGUAACAAAAUCUAAAUCGGAUACUGAACAAAUAGUUUUACCACGUCCAGAUUCCGAAAUUAGAACCGAAGUGAAAUCUCCCAUUCAUAGCUUACAAGAUUUACUCCCUUCUAUAGACUCUAUUCCCGAAUUUAAACCUUCAUAUCCCGUAGUAAUUUCAAAUUUAUCAGCUGAUGCUCCUGAGUUUACCCCUUCUUACAUGUACAAAUCUGUAGAAUCAUCGUCAGAAGUAAUUACUCCUCUGGGUAUUGACCAACAAAAACAAUUUCCGGAAUUACAUGGAACUAAAGACAUGUCACUUACUCCUGAAACAGACACUGAAGUGAAAUCUUCUUAUUCAACCAUUUUACAAACUAAGAAGGAAACAGAAUCUCUGUCUGGAAGGGACAUUUCAGACCCUGCCGACAAACCAUCUAUGGAAACUCAGAAUGAGACUGAUAAAGUAACGGAAGAAGACACGCAAGCUAUAUCAAAGCGACACAAAAAGAAGAAAAAGAAGGAAGAUAAGCGAGAAAAAAUCGUCGAGCAGCCUUCGCAUAUUAGUACCGAAUCUAAGGAUGCUGAACCAAAAGCAGAUGUUACUGAGCCGAUAAAUGUUUGGGCCAAAAGCAGUGAGGAUGGCAAAUCAUAUGCUGAAGUAGUUGCAGAAGGGUUGCAUGAAAAUAUAGACAGUAAUUUGACUAAACAACAAGAAUCACAGCUUAUAUAUGAAUUUCAUGUGAAACAUGACGUGAAAUCCGGCGCACGAGAGGAAGUUAAAAUUACACCGGAAACAGAGAUGGAAAAUACUUGGGCAAAAAUAGUUGCAAUCCAUCAUUCUUCUCCUGAAAGAGUCGAAGAAGUACCGAACAAAGAAAUUCCUGUACACAGACCACCACUGAUAUUAGUAGACGAAAGUAGUUCCGAAUAUAAACUUGAAGCACCUGUUGAUACAGAAGGUUUUAUUAUUGUUGAGAAAAGGAGCCGCUCUAGGUCUAGAUCAAGAGAUAACAGGUCUCAAUCAAAAUCAAAUGUUACACUUUCGUAUGAAAAACGUGAAAAAUCUGAAAAUAGGUUUGAAGCUCUACCCAUGCUUAAACCAAUAGAACCAGUGGACACUAAUCCUAAUGAAGAAGAAAAGACGAUUGUGGAGAAGGAUGAAGAAAGGGAAACAUUGAUGAAGGUUGAAAAACCAAAGAAAAAUAGAAGUCGGUCAGGAAAGUCUAAAGAAAAAGAAAUUAAUGUGCAAUCACCAGUAACUGAAGUCACUCAUACAUAUGAGGAAGAUGAACAGUCAAAGAAAGAUAAAAAGAAAAGAUCAAAUAAAUCCAAAGACACUGUAAAAUCAGAAGACAUAUCUAAAUCUAAAGAAGUCCAUGAAACGUAUGUAGAGCCUAAAAAUGAAACUGAAGUAAAGUCACCUCAAUUAGAAGAAAUUGAAGAUAAAAAUAAAAAUAAGAAAAAGAAAAAAAAUAAACGGUCUUCACCUCUUAGGGAAAGUAUUAAAUUAAAACCAUUAGAGGAAAUAAAGGUGAACGAAAAACCGAAAGACAUCGUUGAUAAGUUAGUUACUCAAACUUCAAUGUCCAGUCCUGAAUCUAUUCACACACCUAUCAAAGACAGGUUUUAUAAUGAAGCUCAAUACUGGAAAAAUGACCCAAGCAGUAUAGAUGAAGUUCUUACCGUAGAACUAAGUCCAACAAAAGAAAUAACUUCUAUUACUACUGAAACUAAAGACAUUCAAUCCGUUAAUACUCCUGUAUGUAUUGAAAUAACUGAAACGGACAAUAUACAAAAAUAUAAAACUGAGCAGACAAAAAUGAGCGUAAAAACUAGCAGGACAGAUACAAAAUUAACGGAAGAAUUGUCGCUUGAAAGUAAAAUGGCUGACUUGCAAAGAGAAAUUGAAGAAAUGCUAGAACCUGAAGAUUCUUCUUUAGUGAGCGGUGACACGCCAAAAGAAUUAAUUAGCUCUGCUAGUUCCGAGUCUCAAAAUGAUGUUAUAGAUAACAUUACCCCUUUAUUAGCGUCUCCUGAAUCUGAGACUGAGACUGAAAUGACUGAAGAGGAGCCACUCCCAACUUCUAAAGAUACAAAAUCGAAAGAAGAAGCAACACUUGGUGAUAAGCAUAUAAGCGUCAGCAUGAUCGACGCAUUGUUAGAAGAUGAACCAGCAAAUAUGGAGCAUCCACAGGAUGAAAUCAAAACGAUUUGUAGUAAAUUUAUAGUCCAUAAGGAAUUUGAACAAGAAAAUGGGAAGGAAAAAGUAGGUGAACCAAUCGAUGAACUUAAAAGUAUGACUGUGGAGCAAACUGUUCAAGAUAAUGUCAACAAUAGCGUAUCGGCUGAAAUGUUUGAAAAACCGCUAGAAGCUGUAGAAAUAACAGACCUUUCUAACCCUGCUCAUGACGUCAUUGCUAACUUAUCUAAUAUAAAAGUAGACAAUUUCUGGGUGGAUAAAUCUGCGAUAGAUGACGCUGAACAUCUCUUUAUCGAACAGAAUCAAAUUGAAACUCCAGAAGUUGUCUCACUUAAUAAAACUAAACGCGAUAGCCUAGAAGAAAACAUGGUUAUUGAUAAUUCAUUUUGGAUCGAAAAACCUAUAUACCAUGACGCGGAAUGUCAAUAUUUUCUAUCAAUUGUUAAGAAAACACAAACGCUUCCUGCUUCCAAAGUAGAAAUACACCUAAACGAUCAAAACGAUAAAGAUAAGGAUCCUAGCGGCAGCUCGGGUCAUACGUCCGAUGCGGACGAGACUAAAGACCCUUGUGGUUCACCUUUUGAUUCGAAUUAUAUUUCAAUGGAUUUGCCCGGCGGAAUAUGCAGUUGGAAAGACCAAAGUUCAUACUUGAGCAUAGAAACGCCAAUAGACUCUCUUAUUAGCGAUGACCGCUUAGGUGACAUCCGAGAGGAUAUACUAACAGCCCUACCCUUAGAACCACGUCCUCCCCCACCCUCACAGGAGCCGGCGGCAGAGGCAGCCCGGAGGACACCUAAGGAUGACUUAUCUAAUGAUAUAGAAAGUCUACUAGAAGAAGUAAGGAAUGUACAAGCCCGCCUCUCGGAUUUGCCCGAUGAAAGUCUCGGAGCCAUGGAGGAAGGUCUGAGGGGGGGCAUUUCCGUUCUCAGCAAGUGUGAUGAGGCGGCGGAACUUCUGGAGAGUAAAAUGAUGGAGUAUCGCCAAGAGGCUGAGAUCCAAAGCCUGAGCCGCGAAGUAGUAGUCAUCAGGGCCAGGAUAUCCAAAUUGCUGCUUCAGGCGAGGCAAGGACUUGAUAUCAUCAAGGUAAGAAAGGACGCUAAAGUAGAUAUGGCCCGUGAAGCCAAGGAAAUGGAAGACCAGAAAGUAAAGAUUGCUCAACUGGACAAAUGGCUUGAAAGCAUAGACCAUGAACUGAAGGAGUCUACUAAGCAGUCCGAAAUAUUAACUGAAGAAGAUAUUAUUAAAUAUAUUGAAAUCUAUGAAAAAUACAUCAGGGAAUAUGAAGAGUAUGAAGUUAUAUUAAAGUCUAUUAAUAUAAUUGGUGUUGAUAAUUCUAGUCAAUCAUUAAAUGAAAAAUUUAAAGCUACGCAACAAUCGUUAGUGGAAACGAAGAAUCUAGUCAUUGUAGAGAUAGAACGGUUAAGACAGGUAUUACUACAGAUGAGAUCUGUGGCUGAGGUGGUAGAAGAGGAUAUAUCUCAAACAGAUAGGACGAUCGACUCAACAUCUAUGCCUGAAGAAAUUGUUUCUCCUAGAGAACGCGAAAUUGUUAAAGAAGAAGUUCCGACAAUAAAAGAAAUACCUAACAAGGUCCUAAGUGAGAAGUCUAGUGAAAAUAAGUCUACUAAAAAAGGAGAGAAAGUUGUAGUAACAGAAGAAAAACCAACUCACACGAUUGAGACCCAAACGGGGCAAAGUCUCAGAUCGGAAUCCCCGUCUGUUACAGAUAAAUCCAUCAUGUGUGAGCCAGAAAAGAAAACGACACAGGAUGCUUCCAUUACAUGUGCCCCACCAAUGGACGUUGAAAUCCAAACAAGUGAGCCAAUCUCAGAGAAUAGAGAAAUCCUAGAGAAUAUUCAAGUAAGGCAAACUAUUACUGGUGGCCAUGAAAUAUUUGAAAUCGCUACUCGCCCUGUUGCUAGAAACCAGCAAAUUGAUGAGCAAUCAUUGCUUGUUGACGCUAAUUACAAAGAUGAUAGUCAAGGUAAAGAUUCACAUCUAAAUAUAACACACAGCUUACCUCAGUCAUUUGAAACUGUCAUGGUUGAACCUGACGAAACGACGACUGAGGUAGUUGUUGACGCAGAUGGUACUAAGAGAAUUAUUGUGAAAAAAGUGAGAAAGACUUUAGUAACUCGCCAACAAUUGGUUCACAGCCGCCGUCAAACCACACAAAUGAUCUCAGAUGGUACCCAAGAGCAAUCAUUUUCACAAAUAACUUUAAAAGAAGAUAAAGGAUCUAGUUCGACAAUGCUAGGAGAUGGUGGCGUUCAAAGAGUUGAAUACCAAACGUUUGGUGGUCAAGUUGUAUCAGGAUUACCUGGAGGUGAAGUAACCAUCCAAGAAUUUUCCUCAAGGCCUGGAGUUGUUGUUAAAUUAGAAGAAGGCCUAAACCCUGAAGAAAUCUUACAGUUGGCGGAAACCGAAGGCCAACAACAAAUUCAAACCUCGUCCUCUAGCGUUACUGCUGUCGUACAACAAGUUACGAAACGAAUCGUAAAAACAAAACGACGUAUAAUACGCAGAGUAGUAAUCAUAGACGGCAAAGAACAUGUAACGGAGGAAGUUAUAGAGGAGCCUGAUAAUGUUGAAGUAUAUGAAGAGCAAAUACCAAGAGUCUCAAUAAGCGUCAAAGAUCAAGGUGGUGUGCAGUUUGAGGAAAUUGAUGACGCUGGUGAUGAUCAUAAAGAUGACAAAAGACUCCUAUCGGAUAUGAACCAAGACCCCACAAAAACAGGAGAAACGAAACCUAAAUCUGAAGACAAACCCGACGAACAACCCAAAGACAAACCAGAUGAUGACAAGAAAUCUCUAAAAGGUGAAAGUCCCGAAACAAAACAAAGAAAAGAUAUACGUGAACUGUCCAGCGACUUUAUUCAAAUGGAAAGUCAAUCCCAUUCACAGUACUCUGAGUCAGGCACAAUUACCAAACAUUCAAGAGAAUUAUCUCCCGUACAGACAGUUACUAUAUUCAAAAAUUAUGAAAUCGAUCCUGAACGGACACGAAACCAAGAAACCUCUCACACCCAAGAACCAGACGAAACAAGAUCAGAUGAUCAUACACCUAAAUACCAACCGAAAGACAAAUCACUUGAUGACGAUAAACCUCUUAAAGGCGACAGAUCAGAUAAAGACGUAAGUGCGUUGUCUAAAGACUUCAUCCAAAUGGAAAGUCAGCGUCAUUCACAAUAUGCAGAGUCUAGUGCAACUACCAAACAAUCACAAAUAAGAGAAACAUCCCCUGUGGAGACAGUAAUAUUUUCUCAAACGCGAGAAAAUAUACCUGAAGUAGGAGAAAUUCAAGAAUCCUAUUACAUUCAAGAACCGCAAGAUCCUCAGUCCACGUUUAUAAGCGAAGGUUAUCAACAAUCAACGUUACAGACGGCGUCAUCAAACAUUUCUACGGUUGUUCAAAAAGUAACAAGAAAAAUAACUAGAACUCGAAGACGUAUCAUUAAACAUAUACAAAUAAUUGAUGGCAAGGAGCAUGUCACUGAAGAAAUCAUUGACGAACCUAAUGACGUUGAGAUCAUUGAAGAGGAGCCUAAGGUUUCUACUCAUACAAUUCAAGAACAAGGGGUCAAGACAAAACGUAUCAAAAUAAUACGUCAGGUACAGAUUAUAGAUGGGAAAGAACAUAUUACGGAACAGAUUGUUGAAGAACCUGAUGAUGAAUUUAUUCCGGAAACAACUGUUAACACUGAAAUCGACGUAAGUAUCGAUAAACAGCCAUCUAUUGUUCCUAAAGGUAGCAUUAAAAAAAAUACGCAAGAAUUACCUAUACCUUCAACUACAGAAUUACAUUCCUCGAUUGUAGACGUGAAAAAGAAUUCAACAAAUAGUGAUCUAAACGCACAGUACUCGCAACCUGGAACUAAAGAAGUUGAUUCCACUAAAGGAAUAGAUAAGGAUCGUGUCGAUUUAGAGGAUCAAGUAAAGGAGGUAGUAGGCAUCGAACCAAUCGUUGACAAAUCUAAUGUAGCUUCUGAAAAAGAAACCACAAAGGAAUUAUCCAGCCCUCUGCCAAGUCCUGCUAGGAAAUCGAAAUCAGCGUCCCCAAGUAAGCGAGUGACGUUUGUUGACAAAUUGACUGAAAAGUCGAAGCCUGAAGAUACAACUAAAGAUCAAGGAAUAAAGUGGGAUGCAGUUGAACUGGAAAAAUCAUUGCAAUCUACUAAAAUCGUCUCAGAUUCGACUUCUGCAAGGCAAAUUACUGAAACGGAAAUUGCUGGGUCGUCUGUAGACAUUUCUUCAAUAGAUGAAAGGGGCGUUGAAUCACCGAAAACACAUCAAAUUACGCCAAAUACCGUAAUUGAUAGAAAUAUUCAAGUUCCAGAUAAAGAAAUAACUACUCAAGAACAAAAAUCUGAUACUAUUCCAACAACUUCAAACAUUGACUCUAAACUAAGUGCGACUCUAGACUUUAUUUCAAACGAAAGAGCGCACGCUUUACACCCAGAGACGAAACAAGACACCGAAAAAAGAACUACCGUUACAUCUGAAACACCAAGCGUCUCUAUUGAAACUAUAUCACCCCAAAAAUUAGAACCGUCUAAUACUUUAGACAUUCAGUUGCCAAAUGAACCACACUCUCUGAAUGCAGAAAGUAUUACUACCGUAGAAGGUAAUAUGUCUGAAUCAAUAAAAUUAGACAUCUCAAUUGUAGACAAGCCUAAAUCGCAAGACAACAUUGAUACUCACAAAGUGGAUGAAAUAGAAAAACCGACAUUAACGGGAAAACAACCAAUAGAUGAAACGGACAUUAGCACAGAGUCACCAAACGAUAUUGUUGAUGUAACUAAGAAUCUUAUAAGUUCGGAAGGACAAGUACCUAAAAAGCGUGGAAAGAAGGCAAAAAAUAAAGACUUGUCUGCUGAGAAAAUAUCUGUAGACAAUAAACCACAUGAAAAACUGGACCAAUCUGUCAUUCAGCCAAAGGUGGAUGAAAUUGGUCCGGUCCAAAAAGUUUCUGAUGUUCAACCAGAUCAAAAAGAUGCGGAUGUUAAAUCAUCUGCUGUCCAACACAAAAACCCUGGGUCAAAAUAUGACAUUAAUCUACUCCUUGAAGCAGAACGUGCAGAUUAUCUUUUAAGACAAAGACCAACCCUUGAUGUUGAAACGAAACCUUUACAAACUGUUGAUAUUACAAUGUCGAUUUCCAAAGCUGAUGUCGUAAAAACAGACGAGCCUAAAGUACAUCUUGACAUGAAAGUUGAAAAUUUUGAAACCAAACUAUCGACAAUAGUCAAAAAAGAUAUUGAUGUCAAUUUACCGAGUGAAGUAAAGAUAAUAGAAGAUCAGCCUCAAACGGUCUCAGUGGAUGAAAAACUUAGAGAUGACGUCAUACAACAAACAACACCUGUUUCUGUAUCCAAUGACCCUAUCAGAGAACCGAAGACCCCAGAAAUUAGUGCCCAAAUUAAAAUUGAGGAAACAAAUCAAACAUCAAGUGGAACACCAGAUGCCUCUAAAGAUCACAGAAAAAGUAAAAAGAAAAAGAAAUACAAACCUACGACUGACGCAAGCCUAGAGGAAUCUACCAAAUCAGAGCUGCCUGUACAAAUACCUGAAGAUAAGAGUGUUAUUGAUACUGACAGCUCAUCUCUCAGUCAUUACAUCGAGUUACCAACUUCGCCGGCUUUAGAUUCACCCAAACCUACCGAAGAUAUCCUAGAACCUAAAGUAGAAUUAUUAGAACCAGAUUCAUUCUUUGAAUCUGAAAGGACUGCUGAAGAGAAGGGUUACGAGGCAGAAGAAAUAUCUCAGGGACCAACACCAGUACCUAAAAAGAGGCAAAAAAAACGCAAGGCCCAUGGCGUUAGUGAAGAAACAACUUACCCUAAAGAAACGACUGCAGAGUCUGAUAACACAUCAUUGUCAAGUACAGUUGAAAUCACAGAGCCCGCACAAGAAAAGAAAGGAAAGAAAAAGAAGGGAAAGAAAAAGACACCUACUGAUCCAGAAGAGGUAGAAGAAUCUGAAUUCGCUCAAAAAUUGGAACAUAAGCCAGAAAGUCCAAAAAUAGGCAGCGAGAAUAUAGAGUCUCCUAAAGAGGAAUCUUACCAUACAAUGAGUGAGACUUCUGACAUAAGCACGGUUAAGAUAAUUGAGGAAUGCGUUCAAAGUAGCCCAGAAUCUUUACACAAGGAAGUUACGACUACUGUGACUUUCCCAGUUCCUGUGGUUGAAGAAAUUCCAACGCAAGAGUACUCUGUCCAAACAUCUCCGGAAUUAUCUGAAUCCAUUAAAGAUGACAAAAAACAGCUAAAACCGGAAACAGUGGCCAUUGAGCUACAGACAUCUCCUACACCUGUCAUUGAAACUGUAGUACAAACUACUCCUCGGGAUGAAAAAGACAUGGACAAUCAGACAAUGGAAGAUAUCAUAACAGUAGCAGAAAAAGUACCUGUCGUUGACACUGAAAUUCAAACUAGUAGAACGGAAACGCCACAAAAGAUGGAACAGAUUGAAGCGACAACUCAAGUGAUUGCACACGAUAUAGUUGCUCCGGAAGAAAAGUUUUCUCAAACUUCAUCACCUAUUGAGGACACGGCAGUGAAAUCCGAAACUGCAGAAGUUAUAACGGAAUCCAAAGAAAUUCAAACAUCUCCCUUGCCGUCAGUACAAAAAGAUGAAAAAGGUACCGGAAUUUCCAUCGAAACAGUUGAAACUGAUAUCCAAACCAUACAAGAUAUAAUCGACCAGGAAACAUGCACAACACCAGUACCAGAAAAAGAAGUUAUUGAAAUGAGUAUACAGACGCUCGAUUUACCAGUGGUUAGCACAUCUACUCAAUCAAAUUAUGUUGAACCUGAAAGAAAAAUCGAAAGGGCUGAAGUAUCAUCACUAACACCUCCUAAACCAGAAGUUUUUGAUGUAGGUCAACAAACGUCGCCCAGAUCACCAGAAGAAUCCGUGAUUACAACCACAGCAGAAAAAGAACCUGAAAUAGUUCCUGAAUCACCAUUAAGGAAAGAAGUUACUUCAGUCGAUGGCACUCAACAGACGACUCCUAGAGAACCAAUUGUUGAAGUUCCAACAACUAGGCCAGUCGAUUUAGAACUAACGAAAACAAAAGCACUGACUAUUGAUAGUACUCAACAGACAUCUCCAAGAGUUUAUUCGGAAGAUUCAAUAUCGACAUCGACUGAAGAACCUUAUGAAAUACACUUACGAGCACAAAUAACAAUUCCAAAAGCGACCAAUGACUUCCUCGACAACGAACGACAACUGGAAGCUCCACAGUCUAUUCUCGGGGACAGACAAAAAACAAAGAAGAGGAAAAAUAAGCGGAAGAUGGAAUCACCAGUAGCUCAGACACCAGAAAGCCUGUCCGAUCCUAUAACGACAGAAUUACUUAUGUCUGUAACACCUACAAGCGAAGACUACACAAGUAAAGACACGUCAUCAAUAGAUGAGGGUAUUUCUCAGUUAGCUAGCCCUGUGUCACCAGACCGCCAGGAGUUUAGUAAUCAACACAAAUUAACAUACUCUGACGUCGUCCAGCGAUCGAAGUCUAAAUCUCCCUCUCCCUCUAAAUCGGUCCACUUCUCUCGAAAACCUGAGAAAGCAAGACUGCUUGAUGCCUUAGAGAAAAGAACACAAUCCCUGACCGAGUCUCCAAGGAAAGUGCCCGACGAUUCAAUGGCUAUUGUUGUUCUGGAUCAGUCUGUAGAGAAAUCAUAUGAUUCUGUUGUCAACAAAGAACUUCAAGAUCUUAAGAAUGCAAUUGGUACUAAUGAUCCGACAAGUGUUGAGAGGAGCGUUGUAGUCAUCAUAGAAACUAUAUCCAUUUGGUUGGAAGAAAUUAAAUACAAAAUUCAAACCGAAACUAUUGCCAAUGGAGAAUCCGUUAAUGAAGCGCAACGAUUAACAUCCUUACAAGGGUACAUUCAAAGUCUAAAAGAAAUAAUUGAAAUUACCGAAGUAAAUGAAGAAAUCGUAACUCUCAUUGAAAUGCUAACUCGGCAAGCAGAUGCGGUCAAUGAUCUAAAUCGUCAAAGCUCGACUACAAUAAAAGAAGUUGAAAAAGACUGGGUGAAGUUCUUGGACGAUACUGACAAACUGUACCAUAAGUCUAUCAACAAGGUAAAAUCUAAGCUUGAUGAUAUCAUUCUGUCUGAUAUUCCAACACAGCAGAAAUUAGACGAAUUGGAUAAACUAGAGAACGAAAAUGUAACUAAUUCUGAUUCAGUCACUAAAAUGUUCCGCCGGUAUCGGAUUUUAGUAGAAAACAACAUAAAACGGGAAUGUCCAACUACUCUGUACGCUUGCGAUGAUGAUACUAAGCAGGUGGAAAAUUCGAUCAAUACCGAAAGGGAUCGUUUGCUUCAGUUGUCAGCAUUGGCCGAGGAAUAUGAACAAACUUUACAAGAUUUUGGACAAAUAACCGAUGUAGCAGAAGCGCUGCUAGACGGAAAAAUAAUUGUUUCUGAUUUAGACCAUUUACAUGAAGAAAUCCAAAAACACAGAAAAUUCUUUGUUAAUCUGAGCCACUGCAGAGCCAUCCUCGAAUCUUUAGAAGAUAAUUUGGACGGUGAAACAAGAUCCAAGUAUUCAUCUUUACAUAAUUCGCUACACGAUCGUGCUACAGUAAUUAUUGACAGAGCAGCAGGUCGCGCUCAACAGAUGACUUUGGCAGCAUCUCGAUGGACCACGUUAGAACAAGGCAUGAGAGAAGAACAACAGUGGCUGAGAGUAGCACACCAGAGGAUACCUGACCUCACUAAUGUCACAUCUAUCGACCACGAGCAAUAUAUCAACUUAUACCAAUCCGUCAGCUUGGAUGUGUCACAUCAUCAUGCAAAGAUCCUACGCCUAUUGUCGGUCACUGAUGGACUGCAAAACCUGAUUGUUUGUUCCGGGUUAGAAACUGAAUGUUCUAUAGCCCUCGAUACGUUGCUCAAGUUACAGGAUGAUGUGGAUUCUCGACUCAUUCGACUGACGGCCUUUAAAGAAAACUGGAUGACUUAUGACUUCAUUGUAGAAAGAAUAGAGAACUGGAUGAAGAUCGCUAAUAUGGAGCUUGAACACAUUACUCCUGAAAAUAUUACGACAACCGGAAACUUGCGUCGAUUUUGGGAACUCAAGGCCCAACAUGAAGUUCAUAACAAUCUUAAAAAUGAGUCUGGUGUCCAAUUCGAAAAAGCAUUAGAAAUUUUACCAAUAUCUGAUGAAAUGGUUCAGCGUCAAUUCUUUUCAAAAAUAGAAGACGAAUGGCGGGAAAUUGCCGUCAAAAUUGAUAGCCUGCAUUCUUCUGCAAUUCAAAGUAUUUCGGACCGUGACGUGUCCACUGGCGAAAAACUCAAUAUCUUGGAAGAUGAAAUUCGAGAACUACGUACGUCGGUCGAUAGCUUGAAGACAGUUAUAAGAAGCGAAGACGAAUUAAACCUUUACAUCGAGAGACUUCAAGUGAUGACAGGCCGCGUUGACAGAAUACAGAACGAGCUCAGUAGACUGAGCUUGCUACCUACUGCGGAGUCUGAUCGCUUGGGGGCCCUGUUGUCCCAGUCGCGCAACAUAGAUGACCAAAUUGCCGAGGAGUUGGAGCGAAGCAUGCUCUUGAAAGAGAAGAUAGUGCAGGUUCAAGCCGGAAUAACUCGUUGUCAGAAAAAUCAACGUCGCGGACGCCUCACUGUCGAGGAGUGCGCGGCCGCGGAACGACUCGGUAGCGACGUGGUGGAACGAGCAUCCGAGACGUGCUACAGACUUCUAGACGAUCUCUCGGCACAAUGGAGAGACAUAAGAGCGCUCAAUCAGGCGCUACAUACCUUGCCGACAUGUCUUCGAGUGUCCGUUUCGCUUACGGAUUUGGAAAGAGACAUCACAGGACUUCAGGAAAACCACGCGCAACUAGAAACCGAAGCGUCCGAGCUGAGCGCACGCCUGCGGGCCAAAGUUCAACUCUGGCGGCGGUUCGAGCGGCAGCUGGAGCUGGUGCAGGGCGCGGUCCGCGAGGCCGACUACAUGGCCGAGCUGCUCACCGUGCAGGGGCAGGUGGACUACGACCGCCUGCUCAAGGCCACCGAGAAAUUAGAGACGCUAAGCGAGUCGCUGUCGCGUCGCUCGGGCGAGCUGGUGGGCGAGUUGCGCGCGUCGGCGGCGCCGCUAGCGGCCACCACCGAGCCCGCCGUCACCGCCAAGAUGCAGCGCGAGCUGGACGACGCCGCCACCGCCUACGAGCACACGUGCAGGAACCUCACGCAGCUGUGUGACAGAUACCACAAAGCGGUCGAGUUAUGGAAGCGUUACCGCGACGCCGCUGCCGCCGUGCGGGCCUUCGCUGAGCAACAAGAGGGUCGACUGCACGCGCUUCGACCCGCAGAAGCACCCACUAUCGCCCAGGCAUGCUCGGAGCAGGAAGCUCGAGUGGCCGAGCUGCGCUCGUUGGCCGCCCGCGUGGCGACCGAGACCGGCAGCCGCGCGCUGCAGGCCGACGCCGACGCGCUGGCCCGGCGGCUGCAGCUGGUCGCGGGCGCCGUGCAGGCCCUGGCAGACCUCGGGGAAGCCCGCCAGCUGGCGAGGGCGAAGGCGCAGCAUGUCAAGGAGCAAUUCAGUGAUAUGAGACAGGACUUGAUGCCUCUGCACGAAGACGGCGAGAUCGUGGAAGAUCAACUCAUUGCUCUUCGAGAGAACUUGAUCACGCUAGGAAAGAGCGAAGCGGACAUCGUACCCGCCAAGGAGCAGCUUCCAGAUAUCGACAGGGACGUCUCAGAAGAACACUCCAUCGUCAGGAUCCUGGAGCUAUGGCAGGCCAUGUUCAGAGACACCUUCCUACAUUACCACAGGCUCUCUACGGCUCUGGUGAGAUCAGGAGAUGCUGCAACUGCUCUGCGGUUAUGGCACGAGUACCUCCAGGAUUUACAAUCAUUCCUAUCAGGCUCUGUACCCGCCGACUAUGAAAACUUAACUGAACAUAGACGAUUAUGCAGAGUACAUAGGAACCUGCUAGCUUCACAACGAUCUGUACUAAUAAAUGAACAUAAGGAGACAAAACACAGGGACCUGGUAGAGAAAUUUGACACGUUGACGAAUCUUCACAAUGAGACCCUAGCGAGGAUAGUGGAGCGACAUGACGAAGUAUCCACCAGGAUCGCGGCUUGGGAUGACUACAGAGAGAUCUACAUCGAACUGUUGAGAUGGCUCAAAGAAAUGGAACGUGAAAAAGAAAAGCUGCAACUCAGAUAUGUCCACAUUAAGAGAAUACAAAAAAUAUUGACCAAAGUUCAAAAUCUAUCUGACAAGAUACCUGAAGGUCGCAAACAGGCAGAAAAAUUAUCCAGUAAUCUCAAAACAAUAUUAGAAUUUACAGAAGAAACAUAUGGAGCUUCCGUAAGGAUGGAGUACGCGGGCAUCGUUAAGAGAGUUGACAACCUGAACGCUAGUUUAGACACGUGGCGAGACUUCCUCAUUCGCAUACUCGGGCUAGUCAGCGAAUACGAAAACCUCACUAAUGAUCUUCACAAACUAUACUCAAAGACUCAGGACGAAAUCAUAUCAUACUCAGACGAAGAUAGACUAUCGCGGCCACAACUGAAAAAGGUAAUAGAAAAAUAUACGGAAUUAAGGACUAAGGUUGACAAGACCGAAACUCAAAUUGAAGCACUCAGUGUCAUCCAAGAACAACUAAAGGAAUGUCUUAGUCCUCAGGACAUAAGGAUUGUCAACCAACGAGUGUGGCAACUGAGGCAGCAACGAGCGGAUUUGGAACAUCAAUUAACGAUUAUUAUCCACCGGCUGCGGGAGCGGCUGGAGAUCUACACGAUAUUCAACUCGCGGUUGCUUCGGUUCGCCGAGUGGCUUACCACACUCGAGGCGCGUCUCGAAACUUCUAGUCAGAACAGUGAUUUGGGAGCCCUCGACCCCCACGACCUUAUCAGACGAAUAACCUCGGAUGUCGAAGCGGAAACAUCUAUGAAAGAACGUGAAUUUGAAUGGCUUUCGGAAACUGGGAGCGUCCUCGUGGAUCUUUCUAAAAAGGAUGAGAAAGCUUUCAGUAAAACGACAAGCAAACAGCUUAGCGAGAUAAACGCUCGUUGGCACAAACUUCAGGAUAGCGGCCGAGCAAGGAUAUCCAAAAUUAGUGAGCUGCUCGAGACCAUCACGCAGUUGGAGGAACGUUUGACCACGAUCAGGCUAAAACUGCACACCAUCGAAUCUAACCUGACCACUACGAUCAUUGUCCAAGUAUUGACAACGAGAGCGGUUGACGAGAAAUUCCAAGAACGCGACGAGAUACACAAAAACAUUGAAACAGUCAGCGGGGAAGUCGGAGAAACUCUGAAUCUAUGCGAACUGGUAUUCAACGAUCCCGACGUCCUGAGAGGAAACUUCGACCUCCGCAACGUACGCACCGGCGUCGACAUCGUCGAGAAAAAAUGGAAGAACAUCUGCGACAUGUCCGAACAGCGCAAAAACACGCUGAAAGACAUCCGCAAAUCGGCCGAACUCGCAAACUCCCUGCUACCCAGGGUCGAAAAGAAACUAGACUCUGUCGAGAAGAGAGUCGAAAAAAUAGAGACCAGGAAGCAGAGAGGAGAAGGGGACGACGAAAGCGUAUCGAAGGUGGUGAUUAGAGAUCUGGAAGCGACGGAGGAGGACGUCAAGAGGCUGGAAGACGCGUACAGUCGGGUGGCUUCGGCACGCGGGGUGGAGCUGCGCGGAGACGCGGCGGACACGGCGGCGCGGCUGCGCUCGGCCGUGCGGCGCUGGCAACAGCUGCGCGGGCGCGUGGACGCGGCCGGCGUCGACGCGCACCGCCAGCUCGUGGCCGCGCACGGCCGCGCCGUCAUCGCGCUUGCCGAGGCCGACGUCAGGCUCACCAGGGCGCUACAUCUGGCUCCGACGCCCCUAGACAAGGACGCUACCAUCGCCGAACUGAUGGGUGUCGAGCAAGAGCUAGCGGAGUGCGGAGCUUUGGUACAGACAGCAGACCAACUGGCAGCAAACGUGUCGUCGGUGGCCGGUGUCAGCGACAUGGUGGCGGAGUACCACGCGCUCUACAACGACGUGCGCCAGCGGCUGGCCGCGGCGCGCGCCGACCUCGUCGGCGACGUCGACUCCGCUGUACAGGUGGACACCCUUAAAUGGGAGACGGACGCCGCUCUUCAAGUAGACACGCUGACUUCCAAGGAAACUUACCGCGCUGAGCUGACGUCAGCAGUGAAAGAGGCCUCGGACUGCCUAGAGGCCCUGAGAACAGCACUGCUGCAACAGCCCAAGGAAGACGCGGGAAGCGAUGAUUUGGCAACCGCUGCGAAAGAAAUCGCCAAGGCUGGCGCAAAGCCCAGCCAAAUACUAGAGUUGGCCAAACAUUUGUCCGAACUACUCUUGACGGAAUGCGACGCGACCGAAGAUGAAGCCAUGCUGAAAGAAGUCGAGUCUCUUUCGUUGAGAUACGAGGACCUUCUGGCGCAAGCGAAGAAGAGGGAACUCCAAAUCAAUAACCUAAGGUUGCCGCACUCGGCGUCAUACGCGCUUACGUGCGAACAUGAGAGCGGGCGCCUGACGUGCCCUCUAUGCUCCGAGCGCAACUGGAAGCAGCUGGACAACGACCUCUGGCGGCUGGAGCAGUGGCUGCAGUUCGCGGAGGCCACGGAGGAGGGCCGCGGCGACCCGCCCGACCAGUACGACCAGCUGGAGGACGCUAUACAGGACCAUCGUGAGUUCCUGCUGGACCUGGACUCGCACAAAUCCAUCGUGGUCUCCCUGAACGUGGUAGGCACGCACGUGGCCGCGCACGCGUCGGUGGCCGAGGACGCACAGCGCGUGCGCGCCCGCCUCGCCGCCGCCAACGCGCGCUGGGACCACGCCUGUGCGCGUGCCGGCGUGUGGCAGAAAAGGUUACAACGUGCGUUGGUGCACAACCAGCAGUUCCACGACAUCGUUGUGGAGCUAGUGGCGCGUCUAGCCGCGGCCGAGCGCGGUGUGCGCGCGCGCGAGCCGCUCCGCUUGUCGCGGCCGGCGGCCGAGCUGCAGCGCGACUUCCGGCGCUUCAGCGAGCUGCGCGACGAGCUGAGCCGCGCCGAGCCGCGCGUGCAUGCACUGCACGACGCCGCGCAGCUGCUGCGCAGCGGCGACGCGCCGCCCAACGCGGAUGAUAUCUGCCGAAGACUGGGCGAGCUGCGGCUGCGCCUGCAGUCGCUGCGCAAACUGUCGGGCGUGUACGCGCUGAAGCUGGGCGCCGCGCUGGCGCGCCAGCCGCGCGGCACGUCCGCGCUCGCCGCCGCCGUCGCCGCCUCCGCGCCCAUGCUAAUGGAGGAGGAGGAGGAACAAAUCUCUACACUGGAGCUGCCCCCCCUAGACGAGAACGAUGUGGUCGUAAGUGAAGACGACGAGGAGAUGUCACGGCUGCAGCGCAGCCUGCGGUUCGUGUGCCGCGUGGCGCGCGCGUCGCUGCCGUUCCAGGCGCUGCUGCUGCUGCUGCUGGGCGCCGCCGCGCUGGCGCCGCACGCCUCCUCCGACUGCAGCGCGCCCGGCCUGGCCGGCUCGCUCGAGCCCGUGCUCCGGUACCCCGACGGCCCGCCGCCGCUCUGAUCGCGAACAAGAACGACUCCCGCCCGUAGCCCGCUCCCGCCCCCGCCCCCGCCCCCGUCGCCGCGCGACCUUACUGCCGGUGCGGGUGCCGGUGCCGGUGCCGGCGUACAGAGGCCGGGCUGGCAUUUUUCCGUUUAGCCGGCGUAGCUGGCGACUUAUGAAAACUCAUGCGGGUCGCGAACUCGAAAAUGGCGGUUUUCGAGUUGGAGACCCGCUUCUAGUUUUCGUUUCUUCUGGCUCGGAUAUGCCGCCGCGCUCUGACCGGUUUCGUGGGAAACUCGGCGUGAGCGCCCCACAUUCCACUCGGUGCUCCGCCCGCCGCUUGUAAAUACCCUUUUGUAUAUUUGUUAUUUAAAAUUGAUGAGAGACAUCGGCGGGCGGGCGUCCCCGUUAUUAUUUAUAUAAAUUUGUAUCGAAGGCGACGGACCUGCUUCGCGCGUUGUUACUUAAAUCACUUUAGUUUGUAAGGACUGUGUACAAUAAAGUCAAAUAAAGCCUUUGCUAUUGAUUA